Pelobates cultripes (western spadefoot toad) is the source of this 82821-nucleotide messenger RNA. The record is from the annotation of a GenBank genome assembly. NCBI's taxonomy places the organism in Eukaryota, Metazoa, Chordata, Amphibia, Anura, Pelobatidae.
CUGGGAUCGGCUGCUGCUGUCUGCUCUCCCUCAGGCGGCCCGAGCGACAUGUUAGGAGGGGAGCGGGCGGCGGCGGAGGUGGCGGGACCCAGCGAGGAGACGAGCAGCCCGCCACAGAGAGCCAGGACGGCUGGCACGGGCAGCGAGUGACGGACUGAGCGAGCACAGCCGGCCCAGCCCCCCCCCGAACCGACCCGGGACAGACAGACAGACAGACAGAGAGCCAGGGGGGAAUCACAGGACGGUGACGGUGCUCUGGGCCGGGACAAGAUGGCGGCGGCGGCCGGAGCGAGCUGAGCAUGCAGAGGGGCCCCGCUCACUGCCUGACAUGUCCGGCACAGCCCUGCACGCUGCACCUCCUCCUGCUCUAUGAAGGUAAACAACCACAACAACAACGGCUGGACUGCCACUCCCAGCACCCGGGGGACAGAGGGAGAGGGGGCUGGCUGGACUGCCACUCCCAGCACGCUCAGCCCCCGGGGAGAGAGGGCUGGCUGGACUGCCACUCCCAGCACUCACAGCCUCCGGGGGACAGAGGGAGGGGGCUGGCUGGACUGCCACUCGCAGCACGUUCAGCCCCGGGGAGGGAGGCUGGCUGAGCGUGAUCCCACUCGGUAUAGCUGUAUCUGGAAAUACGAGUGCAGCUGCUUAUUCCUUGUGACAUUAUAGGGAGGGAAGGGGGGGGUUUAAUAUUGGGGUACGGGGGGGGGGGGGGUAUAACGCUUGAUACGUUAUGUUAUUGUGGUAGUUUUACAACACUAGACAGGACACUUUGUUUGGUGAAGGUUUGUGUCAGUAAAUUACAUUUGGUAGAACAAGAAGAAAGGGGUGAGAACCAAGGAGGGUAGGAAUAGUUAUUUAUUGCUGGUUUAUAGUAUGGGGGUAUAUUGUGGGAUGAGCACCAAGGAGGGUAGGAAUAGUUAUUUAUUGCUGGGGUAUAUUGUGGGAUGAACACCAAGGAGGGUAGGAAUAGUUAUUUAUUGAUGGGUUAUAGUAUGGGGGUAUAUUGUGGGAUGAGCACCAAGGAGGGUAGGAAUAGUUAUUGCUGGUUUAUAGUAUGGGGGUAUAUUGUGGGAUGAGCACCAAGGUGGGUAGGAAUAGUUAUUGCUGGGUUAUAGUAUGGGGGUAUAUUGUGGGAUGAACACCAAGGAGGGUAGGAAUAGUUAUUUAUUGCUGGGUUAUAGUAUGGGGAUAUAUUGUGGGAUGAGCACCAAGGUGGGUAGGAAUAGUUAUUGCUGGUUUAUAGUAUGGGGAUAUAUUGUGGGAUGAACACCAAGGAGGGUAGGAAUAGUUAUUGCUGGGUUAUAGUAUGGGGGUAUAUUGUGGGAUGAACACCAAGGAGGGUAGGAAUAGUUAUUUAUUGCUGGGUUAUAGUAUGGGGAUAUAUUGUGGGAUGAGCACCAAGGUGGGUAGGAAUAGUUAUUGCUGGUUUAUAGUAUGGGGGUAUAUUGUGGGAUGAACACCAAGGAGGGUAGGAAUAGUUAUUGCUGGGUUAUAGUAUGGGGGUAUAUUGUGGGAUGAACACCAAGGAGGGUAGGAAUAGUUAUUGCUGGGUUAUAGUAUGGGGAUAUAUUGACAGUGGUGAGAACCAAGGAGGGUUCGAAUAGCUAUUUAUUGCUGGGUUAUAGUAUUGGGGUAUAUUGACAGUGGUAUAUUGUGGGGUGAGGGGCAGAGGAAAGCCAGUUUGCGUUAAGAAGGGUUUGUAUUCUGAUGUAGAAGUAAUUUGUGAGGAAGAUGGUGGUGAGAGGCAUAGCCUGCCUCAAGGAGAGGAUAAGGGGACUCAGGACAGAUUUAAAUGAAUACUGUUUGGGCUUUUCUUCUUAUCAUUAUGUAUAGUGUGCCACUUGUUUCCCUUAGUGCAAUACAAUGGGUUCAUAAUACGUUCACAAACAGUAAACAAGUUUGACAUCCAAAGGGAGAAGUAGUGUGGGUUAUUGUGUGCGAUGUGUGGAGAGCAGAGAACCUUUAUGCGAUAUUGUAAGAGAGGCUGCAGUAUUGUUGUUGAAGAUAAACCGUACUAAAGCCUGCCAUGAGUGCCAGGGGACCAGGACGCUAUUGGAAGAGGUAUGGCACAGUUUCCAAAUAAGUGGGAUUAUUACAGUGUUGGCUGUCUUUCUGAGGAGACUGUAAUGGCAGCAGUUUAAUGUUUGUGAAUCACGAAGGGUGAGGUCCCUUGGAUCAGGAUAAAGAAUAGAAAUGUUUCAGUAGAGGUAUUCCAGAAAAAGCUUUCCUGUUAAGUAUCCACAUCUCACUAAUACGUACCCCGUGUAUCAACACUUUUAUCAAAUUAAACUGCUGAAAACAUAGAAAAAAAAUUUCUGAGUACAUGCAUCACAUGCCAUGAAACUUGGAAGGCACAAUUUGUUAGUGGUUGAGAAUGUACAGACACACAGCGAGUAAAAGCCAUAAUGUGGCAUUUGUAGUGUUUUAUAGUUUGCUUCAUUCAUAUUGUUUAUUAUAUGUAAUGUACUGCUGUUGUCAAGUGGAGUGGAUCUUGAUUUUGUAUCUUUUGUUGUGGUGUGUAAAAGCUCAUGCAUUUGUUGGAAAUACAGAUUUCUCUGGACAAUAAUGCGUUAAUCUGUUAAGUAAUAUUCAGUUUAGCUAUGAAAUACAUCAUAACUAAUGAAAGUAACACUUUUUAGUUUCUCUCCUGGUUUCCCUGUUUUUGAAACUCUAUUAGAGUACUUAUUACUAUAACAUGUAUAACACGUAUCAUUCGUAGUCUUUACUUGUGCUAGUAUGCAUAGUCAAUGAAAUGUCAGUAUAAGAAAAUCACCCUACCACAGAAACCACAAUAGAAAUCUAUUUGGAACCUUUCUGAUUGGAUCAAUUUUCCUCUCUCUCAUGGCUAGGUUUGUGUCAACAUGUUGAGGCCUGAUGUGUUCAUACGGGGUGGAGAUUGAGAGGGCGUGAUGGAGGUGUCAGCUCAGGACUGCUGAGACCAUCACAUUCCACAGUGUUCUGGGGCUCUAAUCAUUCACACAGGGAGGCUGGUAGUGCAAAGCCUGGAAAGGAUAUCACAUGGAGAGACUAUCAAGCUUAGACACAUACUCAUCAUUUCUACAUAUCCUAAAGCCCCCUCUUAAUCACGUCCCACUUUUCUAUCAUCGCUCGCAGAUCCCUAUUUUUUUUUUUUUUUUAUUGCUUUCCUCUUUAUAAAAGCUUUAAACUAUAUUAAACCUUAUUCAUGUCCAUCAGGCGUUCAUCUCUUAGCAUUGAACGCUGAAAACCUAACAAUUUUCAAGACUUUUAUAUUUUGCUCUUUAUAUGCUUCUACCUGAUUAAUAUCCACUUUACACUAUUUUUGGCCACUGUCAUCAAAUUCUUCAAAAUUGUUAUUGAAAUUUCCUUGAGUCUGCUUCAUUAUUAUCCUUUUUCCAACUCAUUAUUUUCAUAGAUUUGUUUUCCUUGCGUACAAUGUAACUAUAUUCCUUCAUUUAUUUUCCCAGCUAUGCCUUAACAUUCAUAUGUAGGCUACCUUUUACUCCCCCGACAUUUUGCACAAAUGGGUAUUGUACAAACACACUCCUCUUUAGCAUUUGAGCUUGUGUAUAAUACUUCACAAGAUGAGAAGAGCGGAUCCAACAGACGUCAAAGGUUUUUGAACGUGUGUGUUGGCAGGAUUCUAUUUGUUUUUCUGUCUUGGGCAGUUAUGGGAGAGUUAGUGUAGUACAAGUUAAUUACUAGGACCCUUUUUUGUUUUUUUUUUAUCUCUUCUGUUUUAACCCCAUGUGAAGUUCUUGGGGGAAGGGCUGUAAAAUGAUAAGAUAGAAACAUUCUUUGAAGUGAGGAGUAAGAGGGUAUAGGGCCUAAGUUAAUUUGAAGGUCAAAAGACAAUCGGUAUAAGUAUGUAAGUUUUUUUUUGUGUUACUUAAUGUCAGACAUUUUGACUUUAAUUCGUACAGCUGUUUUUCUUAGAGCUUCUGGUUUUGGGAUUGAAAAAAAUGUUUGCUUUUCCCAAAGCAUUUGAAAUGUUAUGUAAAUGAAUCAUUAGAUGAGUAUGUCUUGCUUUUACAUUUUAUAUUGCUUGAUUCAUCUAAUCUGUUUAAGUCUAUAAAUUAAGUGUAAACUUGUUUCUCCAGAGCAACAUUACUCUGCUGUAAAGCCAUAGAUACAUCUUUGGGUUUAUUUUUGAGGAGUUGCUGAAUUUGAAGAUCUGUUUCUGUUUUGGCCUUAAAUUUUAACUCUUGUGAUUUUUGUUUUUUUCCCAUUAGAGUGGGUGAUGCCUUACACUUUUGUUAACAAAUGUUCAGGUCACUGGUCUGAGAUUUGUUUUGGUUUUACACUUAACCAUUUAUUGUAAAAUUCAUUUGACACUCCUGUAUACCUUUUUUAACCUGUUGAUUGUCACUUAAGUGGGCUUUUUUCAUGUUCUUAUUUUUUUCCCAUCACCACACAAGAGCUAAUGCAUUUACAAAAAUGGAAAAAUAUGCCCCUACUUAAAUGUUGUAAUCUUUAAGCCGUAACAGGAAGCAAAAAAAUAAAAAUGUGAGUGGCACAGAUCCUCUUGAAUAGAUUUUGUAAAGCUUUCUGGCAUGUCUAAAUUUAUACAUUUUUUUUUUUUUUUGAAAGCAGUUUUAUUGUAUCAGAUUUUUGUUUUAGUAGUGUCUGUUUCUACAGCCUUCUCUUGAAAAUACUAUAGCCCAUACUAUUAAACAUUUGGACAGUGCUGCCUUAGGUUAAACAGUUGAGUAGUGCAGCCUGGAAUCAGAGAGGUUCAAUGCCCUUAUCACAACAUGGCCUGACUCCUUUCCUUUUCCUUGUAUGAGAAUUGGAAUGUUAACCUACAGACAGACACUGUGAAAGCCCCAUGGGAGUGGCUGAAGCUUUUAUUUAGUGACUUAAUUAUGGUUGCACUACACUUGUUUUCAAUUCAAGUACAGUAAAUUGUGAUGACUAGGCCCAUUGAGACCAUUAGAGCUUGAUUUACAAUAAAGGUUUCUUUGGUGACAUCUGAUAAAACCCAAUUUUAGUUGUUUUCAUGUCAAUAUUUAUAUGUGGUAUUUGUUUAUGAUCAGGCCUGUAUGUUCGUCUGAUCUUAAGAUCCUACUGGCUUUCUUACUUUUCUUGUUUAUAAGGAUUCUACAAAGUAACCAAUAUUGAUUUCUUAUUGUUAUUAAAUAUAUUAUUUAACCUUUUUUCUUUGCUAGAGUACUGUCCAGUAUACAAAGCAUAAUGCUUAUUUAUUUCAUAUGGAAAUAGUUAAAAAAGUAGGCCACUAUAAAAUAGUAAUAUUUGUUUUCUAAGCUUUGUGCGAAGCUAUCCUCCUUGCAGGGAUCUCUCCUCUCUCUUCCUCCUAGCUCUUACUGCAGCAGGCUGAAAAAAAGCCAAAACACUGUACCUUUAGGUUCAACUAAAGGGAUUUGUUCUGGACCAUAACCACUACAGCACAAUUCAAUAGUGUCAUAAUUCCCCUUGCUCUGUCUGCUAAACUGUCAUAUGUUUACAAAUGGUUUGACACUUAUCUGACUUUGUCAGACAUCCACUUUCCUUCCGGUCUAUGCUGAUAUAUUAAAGGGGAAUUUUAUACUUAUUCUUUUGUUUAAAGCCAAUGUAAGGGUUGUGGUGCUGCUUAGUGUCCCCUUUAAAUUUGUUGCAAGGGAAGCUAUGCUUAACUUUGGGUUUCACUUCUCCAGUAACUCAAAAAUGACAAGCUGGAUUUGUAAUAGGACACUAAUGUUUAUUAUAAAGUACUUUAUGAACCUAACUGAGCAAGCCUAGUUAAUUGUUGUGGUUUCCACUUUAGUUAUUCAAUUAAUUUUAAAGCAACACUAUAUAGUGUCAGGAAUACAAAUGUGUAUUCCUCCUGACAUUUAUAGUGCUAGUGUGGCAGUUUAGGAUUCUGCUCCCCCUCCCCCCCAGGUCAGAGCGGUGAAAAGGUGAUUUUUCUCCCUUUUUUCUAUCACGCUGUGGCUGGCCCCACCUCUAUGGCUGAGAUCAUUCAACUUUAUGGAAAGCAUUGAGAGGCUGCUGCACAUGCGCAGACAAAUGUCUCACUAUGCCAAUCAGCAUUUCCUCAUGGAUAUACAUAUAGACCAGAUAUAGGCAACCUACGGCACGUGUGCCAUGCAUGGCACUUGAGGUGCCUUUGCAUGGCACUCAAGGCUGGUAGAGCCAAACUGGUUUUAGACCUCAGAAAUCUGUGUGGCUUCAGAUAUCUGCUAGUACAAAAAGGCAGUUAGGGACAAUCCUUAAUUUAUGCAUUACAGCACUUAGAAAAAAUAAUCUCAGAAAACUUACUCUGAGAACUUGUGAACAAGAUAUUCACCCACACCUCUAGACAUAUGCAGAGCUGAAGAAUCAGCCUUUACCUUCUACAAAAAAUACAACCCACAAACACAACACUACUGACAAUCCACAUACACAACCACACAAACAGCCCCUCCCAUGCAUACACCAAACACACUAUGUGACAUAUCCACACCCACACAAUUUCACAAAAAGCCACCAUACACAGCUCACAUUCACAGGUAUAAUACAAUACUACAAACUACUCAUGGAUAUCUAUUCAAUACAACAACCCACAUACGUAACACUACAAAUUCUUUUGUAAAUUCUUAACACUACAAAUUAACUACAGCACUCAUAAAUAACACAAGCAGACUAUUUAAACAUACACACCUCAAUUUAAAAAGAUAAAAAUAUAUAGGGUCGGCACACCAAGGGACUUCAAGAUCUUAUUUUGGCAUUGUUCUACUAAAAGGUUGCCUAGCCCUGAUAUAGACCCUGAAGGUAGGUGCUGCACAUCGUGCAGUACUGACACAGGAAGUACUUCUAAUGCCCGUCUGAGUAUCUGCCACUGGAAGUGUUCCUAGACACCAAUGUAAAUACUACCUUUUCUCUCAAAGGACAGUGUUUACAUUAAAAAGCCUGCUGGGACAGGCUAUAGACACCAGAAAAACUACAUUAAGCUCUUGAUUAGUGGACUUAUAGAGGGGCCACUCGAAGCCUUUAGUAGCAUGCCUUUUGGUACUAACUUUGCUUCAAUAACCGCAGGGGUUUUCUUGUCAUGAGGUUUUUAUCAUUACUUUAAAUGACUUUCUAUCACGUGUACUGUAGUGGACAAUAAUGGAUAUUCAAAUUAUAAAACACUAGCAGGGAGAAACUGUCAGUUUGUUUGGGCAGUUGUACUUUUUAGAGACACAUGCUCGUACAUACACAAUGAAUGAGUUCUUGCUGAGAAACACGUGUGGGCUGUAAAUCUAAAAAGUGACCAUGCAGCUUGUGUUCAUUUCCAUAUCAUACUUGGCACUCUGGCAGAGUUGUCGUAACAGACUUUCUGUUCACAAUUGGUGUGUGUGUGUGUGUGGGGCAGGUUUUUUUUUUUGUUUUGUUAUUGCUCAGUAUAUUCGAGAAUUUUCUUAAAGGAACACUUCACCUUAAUAGUGAUUUUAGUGUAUAAAUGUCUUUUAAAAAAUAUUUUGGAACAGUGUAAAGUUGCUGUCUGAAGGCAAUGUUUACAGAUCUCUGAAAACACAACUUUAGUGGGUGCCAGAUGGACAGUCUCUUAAUGACUUUUCAUUUUAAGACUUUCAAAAAAAGGAAGGUUUUCAUGUUUGGCAGAAUCAGGCCCAUCAUGAUGACGCUGAAUGUAUCCACUGUCUUUGAGAGAGAAGCAUUAUAUCCAGUACUUUGACUGGUGGCACAUUGUGUUCCUAUGAGUAGGCCCAAUAUCCCCAAUGCUUUUCAGUAUUGAAGUGAAUAAAAGCCAUCAUUUAUGAUGCCUUCACGGAAGGGAAGGGUAAGUGUAAAAAAUAAAUAAUAAAUCUGGCUGGGAGGACAGUAAUCUACACAUCAGGAACUUCUAAGAUAUAAAGAUAAAAAAAAAUACGAUGUAACAUUUGUUAUUGUGCUGUAGUAGUGAUGUCCAGUUACAGAUCAGUUGCUCAGUGACUGCAACUCAGUGUUUAUCAUUUUGGCAGUUUAUUACAGCAUAGGACAAUUUGCAUGACACAUUUUAUUUGUAAGCUUUUUAAAUUAAUUUUUUGCAUGCAUCUCCAUUUAAAGGACCACUAUAGUCACCCAGACCACUAUAGUCACCCAGACCACUAUAGUCACCCAACCCCUCAGAUGUAAACAUAGCAGUGUCAGAGAAACUGCUAUGUUUACAUUGCAGGGUUAAGCCAGCCUCUUGUGGUUGUCUUCCUGACAGCCGCUAGAGGCGCUUCCCCGACGCUCAGUGUGAAAAUCGCAUUGAGAAAUUGGCUGCGCAUUCGGCUUCACUCGGGUGCUGACGUCGGGCUGGGAGGAGAGGUCACCAGCAUCGAGGGAGCCCAUCGCUAGAUAAUGGUAAGUGGCUGUAGGGGUUUAACCCCUUCAGCCCUGAGAGUGGGGGGGACCUAAGGAUUAUAUAGUGCCAGGAAAAGGAGAUCCUUUCACUUUGCAAUGCUUACAAUACAUGAAGCUUCAUGUAGAUGGUAGAUAAUGCCUUUUAUCAAAACUCUUAAGGUGACCAGAUAUACUGACCUACUUGUUUGCCAAGGAAUGUCAUUGCACAUUAUUCUUGAGUUGUGGUCUGCGAUUAAGGACAGAGGCAUUCUUUCAUUUCUGGGAAAUUCUCAUAGUCAUAUGGAAGUUUUCAUCACACAGUAAACAAAGCCGAUUUAAAAACAAACCAAAAAGCUGAUAUAUGGGAUUGUUCUUUAAAAAAGUUGUGGUGGGUUUACCGUCCCAUUUAGGCCAAAAUACAAAAGGGGGGGGGGAAUCUUUGAAUCUUAGGCACACAUUUAUUUUCUCCCUCAACUUUAAUUUUGUCUUAUUACAGUUUAAGAAAUUAAACUAGUGUUUAAGAAAUCAAUUUUUCUGUUAUCACAUUUUCUAAUAUCGUACACAGUGAACUCCUCCUCUUCACAGUUAAUGAGCUAGAACAGUAGAGGAGGCAGUCGUCUGCUGCCCUAUAACUUCAGCUAAGGUAUCCAUUUACUGGUGGAUUUCAGCCUGUGGGAUCACUGCUAUAUCCCACCAGCCUGACAUCACAGCUGCAAUUCUCUCAGUCUAUACUUUAGGUUCUAAUCUUUUUUUUUUUUUUUUCAGGGACCCAGUUUAUAUAUGGCAUUUGAUUGUAGACCCAUUCUUCAAUUGAAGUUCAAUUGAUUAGCUAUGUGACUCAUUCUUCAAGAGUUAUGAGCUGGGUUUAAUAAGAUGUCUUUGGUUCUUAGCUACAAGCGCACACGGCAAGGGGAGGAAGCAAGGAGAACAGAGGAGGAUGCCAAAGAAGGGUGGAGGUACAGUGAGCCAUGUGGACGCACACCCCACAUGCUCACUUCCAUCUGUAGAGCUAGCGGAUGAGAAACUCCAUGGUUAUUUGAUAGCUGGGGAUGCUUUUCUUUAUUAAAAUGCCUAUCUCUCAAAUCCAGAAUAAAGUGCAAUUAACAUGGGAAGGUUGUUAACCAUAAAACACUUCAGCAAGUUGCAGUGUUUUGUGGGUGUGGAGUGGUUCUUUAAUUGCGUGGUGAAUUGUAGAAUAUUGCAACUUCAUUUUGAUAGACCCAGAUAAACUACUGCAUAAGGUAGUUUUGCAUAACUUAUGUAAAGAUGUAGCUUAGUAGGGAAUAUUUUGUAUUUAUUUUUUUCAUUUAGAGUUUUUUUUUUACUUUUGGCUUUAAAAAAAAAAAAAGUCAUUAAAAACCUCUGAGUGAAUGAAAGGCUGUUUUGGUUUCAUUACUUUUCAAAGCUGUAUAAAGGGUUUCUGCGAGAAUCUCUGUGUCAAGCUUAGCCUGUCCUACUACCUAAUACAGACGCACAAGCUUUUGGUUUGGGUUCAAUUGACCCUUUAAUGGCAUUUCUCAUGGAAAUGCUUUAGUAAACUCUGUGUGUAAAGAAAACCUUUAUUGGCGUCAUUGUUCCAUGAGAAAAAAAACAUGUUUACUCUUCUUUAGACUUUGAGUUCUCCUAUUCUUGGAAUUAACUUGUUGCCUGGACUUUGAAACUCUGUCUUCAAUUCAAUAUGGUAUUUUUACCAGCUUUUUACUGUGUUGCAAAAUAUACAAUUAUAAUCACCUAUUAAAUAAUAGACAUUAUUUUAUUAAUCUAUGUAUUAUAAGUGUAAGAUCCCAAAGGUGCUUUUAACAUAUAAAAAAAGCUCUCUUUAAAAAAUAAAUUAAUAAAAAAAAAAGUCAAAAGAAAUAUAAAACAUAAUCAGGAAGAACUCACCUUGCUGUCAUAUGGGUGAGGCAUAGGUUUGGUUGCUUAGUAGAGAUAAAUGAGUCUCUACAUGCAAGGGUUUCACAUCAAUGAAACUUCUAGAAAGUCCUGUGCUAGUAAUGCACAAUAGCAAACGGACAAUACCAUGCAAGUAACCCUAGAGUGCCACACUACUGCAUAGAAUCUUAUUCAUUGUGAAUGGAAAAAAGCUAUUUUUGAUUGCCAUUUAAUUGGGACAUAUUUUUUUUUUUUUUCUGUGUGUGUGUUUGUAAUUUCACUUACUAGUGACUUAAACAUUUGUGCUUUAUUUGACCUGAGAAUUCUUGGUCAGUUUGUUAAGAAACAAACAUCAGUGUUGUUAAAACCACACAUUGUAUAUGUUUAGGGAGGAAGAUUUAGCAACACCACAAUGCAUUUAUAGUAGCCUUUCAUUGUACUAUAUCAGAAUCCAAUGCAGGUUUGUAGAAUUUAGGAUCAAGUGAGACAUAUUUAGAUACCAAACCAAGAAAUAUAUAAAAAUAGUUGGGUGUCAAUGCUAACAUUUUGAAGCCUUGCAGUGUAUGGUUUGGUUGGAAAGUGCAUUAUUUUUUAAUUGUCCAUUUAGUCAUAUGUUUUGAUUUUAUUUCCUUUCUUUUUCACAUUAAUUUUACAUAACUGACACACUCACUUUUUCAUUGCUAUCUAUGUACCUAAUAAGCUUGUGCACACACACAUACACACACGUCCCUUUAUACAUGCUGAGAUAUACACACCGACCUUUAUAUAUACAUUUGCACACAGCCAUAGAACUGUAUAAAUAGGCACAUAAACUUUUAUACAUAGAAACAUGCAUUCACACAUGAAUGUUUUAAAUGCGCAGAGAUGUGCGUAUACCAUUCUUCCCCACCUUCUACCUUUACAUACCUUGACAGUCCUAUACACUUCACUUCCUUUCAGGUGCACUCCCUCUCAUACACGAUGAUUACUUUCAGAGACUAUUUAUAUACAUUUCAGCCUUUGUGCAUAUCUAGAGAUCUUCAAUCAAAGGUGCAAUAAGAUUCUUAUAUAUUUACAACAUUCCCAUAUAUACACAAAAAAUCUUGUCCAAUUUAGCUAUUUUAGUCUAGAUUUUGCAGGUUUUUUUGUGGUUUUUUUUUUUUGGAUUACAAGAAAAUAGUUUAGACAAUGUCCUUUUUUAAUUUAUUUUUUUAGUUUUGAUGCUUAGAAGUGAUAUUAGCUUUGGUAGGCUCUUUGUCCUAUUAAAGCAGUUCAGACAGUGCUGGAGAUGUGGUUCAUUUUGUAGCAGGUGUGCAUCUGAUCCUUUUUUACGUUCUUUUAGCUCUCCACUCUAGAAGUGCUGUUGAUGGUUAACUUCUCAUGAGCCUCCCAGUAUUGGGAAAUAUAAACAGUGUAUACAUGACCAGACAUUUGUAUUUUAACCUUACAGUGUUCCUUUUGAAUUUUGCUUGCUUUAUUAAUUUAUCUUGUUUUAGCUGUAUAUGAAGUUGCAUUCUUGUGUGAUUGUUCUUUGCCAAAACAGACCCCCCCCCCUUUUAUUUUUCCCCUUUUCUUUUCCUGAGGCAUUUUAAAGCAGCAUUAUGCGUCUUGUUGAUGAGUGUACAUGCUGGUACACCAAAAUGGCCCUAGGAAAAAAAAUACAUUUACAUCUGUGCUACAGCCAGCUUCCGUACUAAUUGUCUUUGUUGCAGUAACCCUUAAAUCUGAUUUAUAAAUUUACUCUUUCUAAGAAGUUAAACAACCAAGCUAUCCAGAUUAUAACUCCCAUAAUCCUGUGCUUGUCUCCAACAUUUCCUGAAGCUAGCUAGUUCAUUAGCAGAUGGUAUGGCUGUGCAGCUUAGAUGUGGUCAUAAAUUUGCUAAGAUUUUAAUUAUUCAGUUUGAAAACGGCUUUUAAAAUUAAUAGUGAUGCAAUUUUUAGCCUCUUAGUAGAAUGAUUUCAUAGACUUAUUUGCGUUUUAUUUAUAUAUAUGUGUGUGUGUGUGUGUGUGUGUGUGUGUGUGUGUGUGUAUAUAUAUACAGACACAUACACACACACACAUAAAUAUAUACACACAAAUAAAACCGCAAUAGUGUACACUGUAAAUAUGUGUAAAACACAAUACUCACAUGCUUAAGUGCAAAGUACGGUUUGCUCAUUCCAAUACGCUUAGGUGGUAUCAUCCCCUCCCAGGAUAUGUAGCCCAAGGUUCCAGCAGCAGCAGAAACAGGUACAAUAGAACAGUACUUUAAUGUUAAAAAAACAAUAAAAAAUAGAUAAAACAGUAUGACUAGUACACGCGUUUCACCUAAACAUAGGCUUUCUCAAGUGUUUACAGGAUGUAUGUAAAAGCAGGGAGUAUAUUGAGUAGGUUCAGUAGGAUCACUAACAUUGUACUGAAUAAUAUAAAAUUAUAGAGUGCACAUCUUAUCUUAUCUUGUAUUGUUCAGCUGGGUUGCAUGUCAGAAAAGCGGUAAGAUAUUUAGUAUAAGUAUGUUUUUAAGUUAUUUUCAAGGUAUUUCCAAUCAGUUUUGGCAAAGAGUCCUCUAGAGUUGGCUUCCUCUUUGUCCACACCCUGGGAAGUUCACCAAUUAGAUUUUCCUUUUUGCUUCCUUGUUUCUUUGUGAGCUUAGCUGCUUAAAAAAUGACAAGCAUGCAGUGCCUUAAAUGGGUGAAAACAUUCAAACGUGAAUUCCUUUACUGACAAAACCCCUUUAAAACAAAUAGAUUGCUGAAACGGAACUGCUUUUAAUUUAUUUACUUUAGGAUAGACUUAAAGUGUUUUAAAAAUAGACACAUAAACAUGCAUCCUGUGUUCCUCUUUAAAUUUAAAUUACGGUAAGUGAGCAUCAUGAAUGGUUGUUACAUGUUGCUUUGUUGAGAACAAACUGCAGAAGCAGCAAAGAUAUUUGGCACAUGCAGGAAUGUCUAAUGUAUCUUUAUUUUUAAUUCCUUUUUACCUGUAUGUUUAAUGCAUUAAAAGAAAUGGUUAAGUGGAGUAGUGUAUUUGACAAUGGUAUGGUAAAUGGAGUAUGUCAUGCAUAGCUUGACUGUGCACCAUUUUAAUCUGAAAAUAUAUUUGUUUAUACAAAGUUAUUUGGAGAUCUGGCUUUUACCUGACCCCUUUAUCCAGACAUAGAAGCUCAGGUGGAUUAACAGAUGUUUAGUUCACUGUGCAUCUUACUCCUUAACCAACAUACUAUAUGGUCUAGAACUUUGCUUGUAUUUGGAUAGGAUAGUGCUAGGUAUAAGUAACAUUAUUUGCAGAUUAACAAGUUGUUCUUUGUCUUAUUGUGUCGAACAGGUGCAUUCUAACAGGUUUCUUUACUAAAGAAUAUAAGGCCAAAGUAGCUAAACUGGAAGCAUAGCUGACUUGGAAAAUGUUUCCAGGUUGGCUAUUUUAGCCUUAAAAUUCUUACUUUAGUAAGUAAACCUGUAAGUGUGCUGUAGUGGUUAUGGUUCCAUCCCCUGGCUAUGUUACAUAUCAAAUUGAGGGUCUCCUAUCAUUUAUGCAAAAGUUAUGUCUCCCAUAAUUCCACCCACGAAAAUUGCAAUUACAAAUCCCAUGGGGUUGAACGAGCUACUAUAAUUAGAGCUGCUAAUUCUUAUCUAGAGCACAUUUCUUUUAUAUAAAAGUGCACUUUCCUCUUAUAUCAUAGGUAAAGGGACACCAUAGGCACCCAGGCCACUGUAGCUCAUUGAAGCAAUCUAGGUGCAGUGUCCCAGGUCCCUUAGCCCUGGAAAGGUAUUUAUUGCAGUUUUUGCUAAACUACAAUAAUUACAUUUUAUGGGUUAACACUUUCUCUAGUGGCUGUCUACCAGACAGUCACUAGAAGGACUUCCAGAUCGUUGGGCGACUUUUGGUUGCCUAACUGACCCUGGACGUCCUGACACUAUGCAUGAGGAUGUACAGCAUCACUGGAAUCCCCAUAGGAAAGCAUUGAAUAAUGCUUUCCUAUGGAAAAUUCUAAUGUGAGUUUGGCCAUUGCGGGGAAGGAGCGGAGACAUCAGCGGUAGACCUAGGUAAGUGACAGAAUGGGUUUUUAACCACUUAUGCACCACGGGGUGGAGAGGAGGGCUUGUUGCAGGGGGAAGCCAUAGUGCCACGAAAACAAGUUUGUUUUCCUGGCAGUAUAGUUUCCCUUUUAAAAAUAUUUGCCAUGGUACUGUGGCUUUAAGUCUUUUGUACUAUUUAGCAUUGGUAAAGGAAAAUGUAGUGGAGUUUUAUUUUUUUUCUAUUUGAUACAGUGUAUUUUGAUUAGUUUCAAUUUAUGUUCUCCCUCUCUUAUGUUUUGUAGAUGGUUAUUAAACAAUCUGUUCUUGCAUUGUUUUUUGAAUAGUUUGAUUUAUUAGUUUGAUCCUGAUAUUCAUGUAUUUGCAUCAUAUCUACUGCCCAGAGUAGUAAGUGGCAGAUCCAUCUUUAGGCGUCUGUAGGAAAUACAUUGAAAGAUCCUCCUCGCUCUUUCAUGUUCACAAUUUGCUUGACAUCCCUGUUGUCUGGAGAGACCAUAAGGUGGCUGAGGUUUCUAGGCAGAUCCUGGUGCUUUUAAUGUUUCUAAUGGCUGUGUGGUAUAUAUAAGUUCCACACUUGUAAAUAAAAUAUGGAUGAGGGCACUUGGCAAGCUAAAAGUAUCUGUGGUGUAAUUUUGAUUAGCUCGAAGUUGCAGAGCAUUAAAACUUGUGCCUAUGCUUGGGAGCUGUGGCUGUCUUAUACAAAGCUAUAAGAGAGCCCAUACAGGUAAUUUGAAGUUGUGUAAAAUGUGUACACCACAUGCAAAUUGUUGUACAUAUAGGUGAUUUCCUAGAAUUAAGGGUGUAUAUAGCUGCAUCAGUUAUUAGAAGCGAUUUCAGCUUUAAUAAUAAGCAUACAGGGAGGUCAUACUCUAGUAUCAUCCAAAGAAAGGGGUGUUUAUAAUGUUUGGGGUUUCACUUUAACUUAUGUAAAAUUAAAUCCAUAUUUUAUUGUGCAGUUGAAAGGAACACUCCAAACCUUUUAAGGGGGUUAACCAGAGUGUCCUUGCUCUCUUCAUAAAAGUGCAGUGUAUUCAGAUAGGCAGGAGAUUGCUCUUUGCGAUUGUUAUGUGUCCCAGCACAAAGUGAAAGGCAUUGCUUCUUACGGAGAACCAUUGCCAGCAGUGUGUGGCAAGUGGGGGUGGAGCAGAACUGCAAAAAGGGAACCGUCUUGCUGCUUGAUUAGAAGUUGGUUAAAUCUUUAUUUAGUUCACUCUGUAGUGGGGGGUGGAUGGGGGUGGAAUUGAAUUGGCAUUUUACACACUCCAAUGUUAUAAAAAUACACCAGCAUUCUGAAGAAAGGUUUUUGUUUAUAAUGCAGGAGUGUGCGUUUAAUAAAGUUAAAAUAAUAGCUAAUUUGACUGUGUAAUUUUAUUUUCAUUAUUAUAUUUUCUUUUAAUAACUCGACACUGUUUAAUAAUACACGAUGUAACAUCCAAGCAUAUAGGCAUGAGGCAGUUAACAGUUGCUGUAAAAUUCUUAUCAUAGUAAUGCAAGAAAAAAUAAAGAUAAAAGUGCCUCUGGAAGCAAGGUAGUUGACUCAGAAAUAGAAAAGAAGGUUAAAAGUGAUAAAAGGGAGUUAAAGGAGUAGCAUGGAAAAUACAUUUUGUGCAUAAGCAGGUUGUAUGUAAACCCUUUUAAUGUGUAUUUUUAAAAAAAAAUUUUUUUUUUAUUGUUGAUCUUUUUAGGUAUGGCCUCACAAGUCUUGGUGUACCCACCGUAUGUUUAUCAAACCCAGUCAAGUGCCUUUUGUAGCGUGAAGAAACUUAAAGUAGAACCAAGCAGCUGUGCGUAUAACAGGAGGAACUAUCCCAGAACAGAUCUGUAUGCUAGAAACGGAGUUGCACAUCAAUCUAACAAGAGCAGGCCUCCUUUCCAGACAAAGAUUCCCUCUGACAGACCUCAUCGACAGACCACUGCGCAACAAGUUAGCGCAGUCACAUUAAAAACCAACACAGGUGCAUCAGCGGACCCAGCAGCGCAGGCGCAGCCAGUUCCGGCAGAGGCACCACUUGUCAGAACUCAAGAUAGUGGAUCAGAAUUGUUGGACAACCAUCAGAGAUGUGGAUUGAAGCGUAAAAGCGAAGAUUUGGAGAACCAGGGUGGCACCAUGCAGAUUGUUGAUGAGUUGUCUUUACUGCCUGCCAUGCUUUCAAGUAAUGCAGGAAACCCAGUGACUGUGGUGGCAAACACAGGAACUUCUAAGCAAAAUGGAGCUAGUGUGGAUGGGGACUAUCAGCUGGUACAGCAUGAAGUUUUGUGCUCAGUCAAAAAUACCUAUGAAGUACUUGACUUUUUGGGUCGAGGUACCUUUGGACAGGUAGUCAAGUGCUGGAAAAGAGGGACAAAUGAAGUAGUGGCUGUUAAAAUUUUGAAGAACCAUCCUUCAUAUGCACGUCAAGGACAGAUUGAGGUGGGCAUACUUGCAAGACUGAGCAGCGAGAAUGCGGACGAGUUCAACUUUGUGCGUGCAUACGAAUGCUUUCAGCAUCGGAACCAUACUUGCUUGGUUUUUGAGAUGUUAGAACAGAACUUGUAUGACUUCUUGAAGCAAAAUAAAUUUAGCCCUUUGCCCCUGAAAGUGAUUAGGGCUAUCCUUCAGCAAGUGGCUACUGCACUGAAAAAGCUUAAAAGUCUUGGUUUAAUUCAUGCUGACCUCAAACCAGAGAAUAUCAUGUUGGUGGAUCCUGUAAGGCAGCCGUACAGGGUGAAAGUAAUAGACUUUGGCUCUGCCAGCCAUAUAUCAAAGACUGUUUGCUCGACCUAUUUGCAGUCUCGCUACUACAGGUAAAUGUACUAAUUCUAAAAGUAGUUUUUAACCGCUUUGUUUAUAAAUAGCUCUCAUUAAUAAAAUGUCUUCUUUUUUUCUUUGUCAUUUGCACUUGCAUCUCUAGUCCUAAAUUGCUUUUACUUCUUUCGUGCCUCCUGCUUGUCUUUUUCCCAUCACUUUUAACCUUUCUCACUUGGCACCUGUCAAUUUUCACUCUAGAUCAGGGUAGGCAACCUUCGUCACUUUAGAUGUUGUGGUGUAGAUCUCCCCUGAUGUUUUGCUAGCAUUUUGCCAAAUUGUGCUUACCCCUACCCCAAAUAAUCCUUUUUGCAAGUCUUGUAAUAAUACAUUACUCUCUGAAUUGUAACUUUAGCCCAGAUCUUUGCCUUUCAACCCAUUCCUCCACUCUCUCACCACUGAUGCAUCUUGCUUCUACUUUUCUUGCCCAUGACCCUCUUGGACUUGUCCACCCCCUCCUCUUGCAACAUGCUCACCAUUUUCACUUGCUUCUCUUGCCUCAGAUGCUUUCCAUUUCUUCCUUUCUGAAUUUACUUAAUUCAGGGGUGUGGACAUUUAAAUCAAAAUAGGGCUAUUUGUUAAACUCCGAAUUUUCACAAAUUUAAAUCCAGAUGUAAAAUCCAGAGGAAAACAUAUCUGAUCCAGAAAGGUUCUCUAACUCCACUAUAGUCAUAACAGCCAUUUAUAUUUUAUUUGUCAAAUGUAACGAAUUACCCAGUGGGUCUUACAUAGUCUCUCCCACUGUCCUGACUCACUGUGUGUGUGUUUAAUGCUGGCUUUGUGUAUUAUGUGAUUUCCACACUCCUAUUAGUUGCAUGCUGCCUAUGCCUGCCCAGACCCCUGAAAUCUGAUUUAUUUUUUUUUUAUUUUUCUUCUUUCCCCUUUCUGCCAUUCUGUGUUUCUUUAAGGGGCUAUUGCGCGUUUUCUCUUGUUGUUUCCCCUACCUCUGUUGACUGUAUAGGGAAAUGACUGUGCAUACUACCAUAGUUUAAAGGUCUGCAGUUUUGGUAAAUAAAUGAGCUGGUUGGAAAUCACAUUUCAGAAGUCACAGCAGUAUUCUUGUAAGACGUGUAGAAAUCUGUAAAGAUUGUGUUUGGAAUUUCCCCACCUUCCCCUCCAGCAGAUGUGUAUUCUCCCAUGUAAAUGCUUCAACUCUUUCUUGAUCUUUGUUACAGUGCUCUAUAUUAUCAGUCUUUGGUUUAGAAUUAACUGUUUUGAUUAUUUCCUUUUGCUAAAUCAAGGUAUCAGAUAGAGCUAUGUUUGUUUAUUCACUAGCCAAAGGGAUGAUUUGUUUUAGAAUUUGUAAAAAAAAUUAGUUUGAAACACCAGAAUGGUGGAUGAAUGCUAAAGAUUUAAGACUGACUGAUUAAAAUCUGCUAUGUGCUGGCUUAAUAAAAUAGAAUUCAGAGAUUAAACCCAUAUUUCAAGCAAAUGCACAAGAGAAGCUAUUUGAAGCUAGAUUUGUCAUUAAAUAAUUAUAGACUGUUGAAUAACUAUAAGAUCUUCUGUAUGAUGGCUAAUCUUUGUCACGAAGAGGUUGGGAACAAUAUUUCCCAUGGUGCCCAGACAUUCAAAAUUCUGUGUAUUUCUGUAUAGUUAUUUGAAGGUCAGUCUGCGUUAGCUACUGGGCUAAAGGUUUAGCCGUCAAUACGUGUGAUUUGAAGGCCAGUGAUACAAUAGCUUGCUUCUUUUUUUUUUCUUCUCAGAGUAAGAACAUGUGGUUAUAAUGUCUGUGUAUUGAACACAUGCUGUAUUGUGUUGAUGUGAGCUUAUGUUCAAUGUUAGAUUUGAUUGUUUUAAUUAUUGGGUGUUCCCCAAUCAUUUUUAAUACAUGCAGGAUACUAGCUCAGUUGAGGAAAAUUGCUCAGUUUAAAGAUAGUUUUCAGUUAUUACGAGCUACUUAGAAAUGGGAGUUUAUCAGAUGCUACAUCAAUACUGAAAGAAAGCCACAAAUCCAGCUCUCUUCCGUCAUUGUCUACAUUUCCUAUUCAGGCCUUAAUCACAAAAUGCCAUUUGUGACGAAAAUAGUUGUAGGAAACUGGUGGUAGCUGUUGAUGGCAGAGUUAUUGCUGUAGAGUAUAGGGUUUAUAAAUAAUGCUGUGAGAUGUUGUAUGGUUAUACAAACUACUUUACCUUUCAACAGCUAUCCUGCAGGUCUCUUACAUUGUUAACCUUUUAGAUGAAUGCAAGGGGUUUCUCCCGUUCCUGGCAAUUAGUGGUUAAGUCUUUUAUUGCCAGAUUGACUUCUAGUAGUGAAGGUGUUCAAUCUAAUCUUUGAUAAGGAACAGAAAUGUAUGCAGUUCAAUAAAUUUUCAUGCUUGUGGCAAUUUUUCUCUCUUGAUGUCAGUUUGUGAGAACAAGACCUCAAGGAAAAUAUGAACAUUUCUAGACUAGAUGCCUUUGGUGACAAUGUUUACUCGUAGAAUAAAAGAUGUGUGCUAAAGUGGAUAGUAUCUUUGCAUAUGCACUUUAACACAUGUUCCCAUAUCAUCUACUCAUGUGGAUGUGCAUGGCAAUUAAGUCAUAGAUUUAAAAAAACUAAAAACACGACGUUAUUAGGAUCUAGAGAGCCGCACAAACUAUGAGACUUAAAAAUGUAUUUUACUUAUUUUUAAUACAUUUUCAGCCUCUAUAUAUAGUGGUGCGUGAUAGAUUUACCGACACUGUGCCUAUGUCACAUAUAUAUGAGACCCACAUCACAAAAACCCUGUAUAACACUCACCCAAUCGGCAAGAAAGCACUGUCUCACAUAUCAAUUAAACAGAAAAUCGACAAGACUGGCUUCAUCACACAUUUUAAACUAAGCUCUAAACGUUCAUUACCAAUAUAUAGAGGUCCUGCAAUUCCAAAUAGCACACUAUGUGCUGGUGUCUUGUAUAUGAAAUAAGGGAAACAUUUUGUAUUCAUUGUUUUUAUUCACUUCUGUUGUUUAGGAAAAUACCCUUUGGCUCAUUGACGCAGUCCAAAGGAUUAGUGUUUUUGCUCAGUCUCUCACGCGAACAAAUGUUAUUCUAUCAUUUUGAACCACACAUCACUGCAAUGUAGCAGCACUGCUUAAAAUAGGCUCCAGGGCCUGGCCAAAGCAUGUUGACUACUAUAGAUGGUGAGGCUGUCUGCCUCUAGGGUUGAAAAAAGACAGAAGUACUUAACUAAGAAGGUUUGCUUGCUCAAGGUCAGCAAGUUCUAAAGUGAGCAGCUUUAGUCUGUAGGAGUGUGUCUGUGAAUUGACUAGCUAUGGGACAAAUAUGAGGCUCUAUAGAUCAGAGUGAAUGUAAUAAAGGUGGCUGCACCAAGUCAGUGCAUUGAAGUUUAUCAGAUUUGUUAUUACCAAUUGCAGAGUGCUAAACCAGCUCAAAAUAUGGAAUCUCCGUUGUUAGAAACAAUGCUUUCCCGGUGAAACACUCAGUAAAGUAAAUUUGUAACUCAUUUAUGUAAACCACAUUUGUUCUGCUUUGUAACUCUGUAGACUUGUUAUUUUAUCUUGUGUUUAACUUUCACCCCAACUGCUAUUUUACCAUGGUUGGUCAAGUAGCAGUGUCUUAAGAGAUUUUACUGCACAUUAUUACGUUUACAUGAAUUACCCUGAGCCUUUAACUCUUUCACAGGUAGAUUAACUUUGGUACCAUUGUACAAGACAAAACUGCUAACACUAUUAGAACACUUUUAUAAUAAUAGUUAAUAAACUGUUAGAUUCUAAUUACUAAGUAAAAUGUGCCCUGUAUCAUACCCAAUAGACCAAUUUCCAUUGUGUCAAAGAAAUCAAAGUCCUGUAAAUCUUUUCCCAAACUAAUCUACCCAUCUAGGAUCUACCUGGAGUCCAAGGUAAAUCCCAGAUGGAUUAAUACUGACACAAUUGAAACGGGUUUGUGCACACGUCUAGUAUCUAACUAAGUGACCGAGAGGUCCGUACAGGGCUCCUCAGUAUCUGAUUGGCUGAGUGGUUCAUGCCAGACUAAUAAAAACGUCCCAAUUUUUCUUACUCUGUGACUGACCCUACACCACUAUGUAAUCACAUUUCCUAUAGCAAUUAAGCAUUUUACUGCUCUGGUGAACAAAAUGCUCUUGCUCUGUUGUUAAUGCUUUUAGAUUUGACACUUUGUUUUGUACACAAUUUAUUAUUCUAGUGGGAUGAUUCAAAAUAUGUUAAGUUAUAAACAAAUCUUAACAGCCCACUUUUUUUUAAAAAAACAAACAUGUUUUUCUAUUUAUUUAUUUUUUAUACACCAAGUAACAUACAGAUCACUGGACUGAGCUAGUUGUCUACAAAUAAAUAUAGGGACAUUUAAUUUGACCUAAAUUUUCUCCCAUCUGGGGUAAUAUAACAGGGCUGGGGAGAGUAGCUACUGUCUAUCCAUAAUUCUUUGCUAAUCAUACACUGCUUGUCGAGGAUUGUUGGGUUGGGUCUAUUAUCAGUGGGGUGCAAAUUUAUCAAUAGUUUUUUCAGUGUUUUAAUCGAAAAGAAAGGCCAAGAGGGAAGACAUAAGUUUAUUGCCCAGUGUAUUCUGAAUCCUGUAACCUGUGUAGCUUGUGUUGUAAUAGACUUGAAGCAUUUCUGUUUAUUAAAGGGACACUAUAGUCUCCUGAACAACUUUAGCUUAAUGAACCAGUUUUGCCCCUGCAGCCUCACUGCCCAAUCCUCUGCUGUUUAGAAGUUAAAUCCCUCUGUUUAUGAACCCUAGUCACACCUCCCUGCAUGUGACUUGCACAGCCUUCCAUAAACACUUCCUGUAAAGAGAGCCCUAUUUAGGCUUUCUUUAUUGCAAGUUCUGUUUAAGAUUUUCUUAUCCCCUGCUAUGUUAAUAGCUUGCUAGACCCUGCAAGAGCCUCCUGUAUGUGAUUAAAGUUCAAUUUAGAGAUUGACAUACAAUUAUUUAAGGUAAAUUACAUCUGUGAAAAUGAAACCAGUUUUAUUUAUUUUAUUUUUUUUCAUGCAGGCUCUGUCAAUCAUAGCCAGGGGAGGUGUGACUAGGGCUGCAUAAACAGAAACAAAGUGAUUUAACUCCUAAAUGACAGUGAAUUGAACAGUGAAAUUGCGGGGGAAUGAUCUAUACACUAAAACUGCUUUAUUUAGCUAAAGUAACUUGGGUAACUAUAGUGUUCCUUUAACAGUGUCUAGAGGAAUGUAAGGAAUCUGUUAUGCUGUAAAUACCUUGGAAACAUACAGCAGUCAGUGUGGCACUAAUUAAUAUUGAAGAAUUGCAAACUAUACUAGCAAACUGUUAUGAGCAUAUCUGAGGAUUCAAAAGAAAUGUCCAUUCUGUAAAAUGUAUUUGUAGGCGGACUAUUUUAAAACCAAAAAUGCAUCUUCCUGUUUCUCAGAUAAGUAACUGGUAGACAUGGCUUCAAACAUAGCUUAAAGGAACACUUUGGACACCAUAACAACUUCAUCUAAAUGAGUGAGCUUACAGUGUACAAUAAAAAAAAAAUAACAGCAUGUCAGAAGAGAUGAUGUAUUGAUGGAUGAGAUACCUGUUUCGAAAUAAGAUGGUUUGUUCCACACACGUUUACUAACAGUGGAUGGAGAGAAUGAGCUGAGCAAUAGAGGUGAUGGAAAUUAGGAGGGCAAUUAUGCGUCAAAUAGGAAGAUGGUAAGUUUUCUUGAAUUGGUGUGUUUUCAGCGACUUCCUUAAGGAAUGGAGGCUAUGGAACAAUCUGAUGGCAUUGAAGCCAAGGAUUUGGCAGAAAGAAAAUAGUCAGAACGCAUGUGGGCCGUUUACACAGCUUUGUAGGUUAAAACAUUGUGGAAAUGUAUAACCCCUUAAAGAAACACUAUAGUCACCCAGACCACUUCAUCUGAAUAAAGUGGUUUGGGUGAAAUUGUUAUGGUACCUGGAAUAUUUAAUUAUUUAAAAAUAAUUGUUAUGCAUCAGUUAGGGCUGCUGCAUAUACAUCUUCUGCAUUUAUCGUAGCACAUAAUUCACCAUGCUUUAAAGUGUUAUAUGACCACACCCCUCCACCCCAUUCCCCUACCCUCAAAAUGCAGCUUAGGUCCCCCGCACCCUCAUGGCCCCCUUCCCGCUGGGCUGAAGGGGUAAAAACUCCUUUAGCCACUUACCUUUCUCCAGCGCCGGGCAACUCUCCUCCUCCUGCCGAUGUCAGCACCGAAUGCGCAUGCGCGGCAAGAGCUGCGCUCGCAUUCAAACCCCCCAUAGGAAAGCAUUACUCAAUGCUUUCCUAUGGAUGUCAGCGUCUUCUCACUGUGAUUUUUUUUUUUUUCACAGUGAGAAUCGCGGAAGCGGCCUCUAGUGACUGCCAGUGAGACAGCCACUAGAGGCUGGAUUAACCCUCAGUGAAACAUAGCAGUUUCUCUGAAACUAUGUUUUCAGCUGCAGGGUUAAAACUAGAGGGACCUGGCACCUAGACCACUUCAUUGACACUCCAAGCAUUUUAAGGGACACUCCAAGCAUUGUAACUGCUACAGGGCUUCCCGAUGUUGGCAAUCAAACUAUCUGAUAACGGUAUCACUUCUUCUUAUAUCCACAAGGUAACUCUCAUUUCUUGUAUGAAGAGCCAGAAGCUCUUGUUAAAGGGGCGCUAUAGUGUCAGGAACACAAAAGUGACACUAGUUCUGAAACCAACAUUUAGGUGGUCAGUCCCCCCUUACCUCGGGUUAGAAAGGUUAUUUGCUCUCCUUUUUUCCAGCGCCUGGAAGGACUCCUCGUGCCUGCCCCUGAUCCGCCUCCUUGGCUGAUAUCAGAAUUGAUGAUCUCAGCCAAUCAAAAUGCUUUCCCGUAAGAAAGCAUUGGAAUGGCUGGAAUAGUUCUGAUGAUCUCCCUGCCAAGGAGGCAGGGUGGGGGCAGUGCCAACCACCACACUGGCCAAUCCGUGUCUCCUAAUAGAGAUGAAUUGAUUUAAUGCAUUUCUAUGGGGGAAGUUCAGCAUCUCCAUGCAGAGCGUGGAGACGCUGAGCGUCAUUGCUACAGACAGUGACCCUAGAAGCACUUCUAGUUGCUGUCUUAGGAGUGGCCACUAGAGGCUCUAAUGUAAACACUGCUUAUUCACUGAAAAGUCAGUGUUUACUUUAAAAAUCCUGCAGGGACUGACUUGACUCACCAGAACAACUAUGUUAAGCUGUAAUUUUUCUGGUGACUAUAAUGUCCCUUUAAUGUUUCCGUUAGCUAUUCCAAGAUCCAUGCUGGCCAGCUCAAAAACUGGGCAAAUUCCAUUGUACGUACACUGCCAGGUUUAGCUCAAUGGAGAGGGCUUCUGGCUCUCAUGCUGGAGAUCUCUGAUGCCUGACAAACCCCAGGAAAGUUGUAAAGCUGUUAGCUUGGUCCAUUUAAGGGAGAGGGCACUACCAAGUGCCAUAGCAGUUACGUUGCUUAGAGUGUUUCUUUAAGUGAGUUCCUUUUGUACAAGCAUUUCUAUUCUCAUACAGUAGGGCAGGUCUUCAUGUGAUGUCCGUAACAUUCUUCUUGGAACGCUUACUAAAUACUAAUUAUACCUUCCUGUUUUAUCACAGCUGUUCCUGAGUAAUCUACCUAGCAUACAAAUUCUUAAAGAAGGGUACAUUAUUUAAAGAUGUUAUAUAAAUAAAGUGUUGUACGUGUUUGUAUUCAUGUUUAUACUGUGUAAACAAUAACUCAAAAUGAGUGUACUGUAAACGGGCUAAUAAAACCUAUCUGUGUUGACAUAUUGGUCCUCCCAUCUGACAUUUUAUAAAAUGCCUUACUUCUAAAUGAUCUUUGUACUGGUAAUCCGAUACUGUCGAUUAACCUAUCAUUAAUUUAUUUGUACAGCAGCAACAACUUGAGCACCUCUACAAAACACCCGUCAGCAGAUAGACUAACCUAGAGGUUGGUUAGACAGGGUCCUACUUGUUAGAUGUUAUCUCAGAGUUAAAGCUUGCAUUUUACAUCAUAGUUUGUGCAGGUGUGAUGCCUAAUAGGAGACUUAUAAUGAAUAUAAAUCAUCUUCACACGUGAUUGUAUAACACUAUGAAGAAUUGGCGUCCUUGUAAAGAUCUGUGUUUGCUCAUAUUCUUUAUGGGAAAAUGCAAGCAACUAUAACUGCUUGUUACUACAGGGACUUAAAAGACAAAAAACAAAAACAAAGGUACGAUUAUUAUCACCAUUUAUAUAGCGCCAACAGAUUCCGCAGCGCUUUACAAUAAUAUGAGAGGGGUAUUUAACUGCAAAUAGGACAAUUACAAGAUAAUGAAUGUCUUCAGUAUUCAGUUUUUAGUUCGAUUUACUUUUCAAAAAUGGAAUGAUCACUUGGAAUCACACUUCAUAUGUCAGGACUUGCCAAAUCUCAGAAGCUGUGGCUUAUACAUAUUUUUCUACUAUUUUUGUUAAAUUGUAUAUUAAAAGAACCCUCUAAUUUUAAAAAUAAUUUUAAGUUUCCAUUUUUCACUUUAGAUGAUUCUCCUCUCUGCAGCCCAAUCUGCCCUAUUGUUUGGCAUUUUGCUCCUAUAUGCACUUCUUAAAGCGGCACUGUCAAACUGAAUUUACCUUUCUCCUAUUGUUUCUUCUUCUCUUGCUCUCUCAGAAUCUGUUAUUUUAUUCUUCCUUUCUGAUCUAGUUUUCUUUAAAACACAAGAUAAAGUAGGGACUACAUUGUCUUGUGUAUUUUUCCUACGUCUGACGUUAUCUGACACAAGGAGGAGCCUAAGCUAGUUCUAUUUCCUGUGUAAGUUUUCUCACAAUAUUCACCCUCCUCCUUGACACAGGAAAUUGGCUCCUCCUUUGGUCAAAGAAAGUCAAGCGUAGGAAAAAUACACAAGACAAAGUAGUCCCUACUUUGUCUUAUGUUUUUAAGAAAACUAGAUCAGAAAGGAAGAAAAGAACAACAAAAUCUGAAGCAGGAAGAGAAGGGGAAACAAUAGCCGAAAGGUAAGUUUUUAGUGUGACAGUGCCACUUUAAUAAUGUCUCUCCCUCAUUUAAACCUGAGUGGUAAACAGUGCCGUGUACAAUGACCAUAAAUAAAGCAAAAGUGUGGCAACAAUGGUGACAUCGUUGGCAACGUUAAAUAUUUUUAUUUUUAAUGUAAAAGUGUUCCUAUUGUUUAGAUUACGAAGCCGCCCUUCAAGAGAGAAAAAAAAAAAAAAGCCAUGAAACGUACCUUUAUUGCAUCUUCAGGACAAUCUUGUCAAUACAUAGUGGUUUUAAUGCUUACAUUCUCCUUUCAUUUUCAAUGUCCAUUGCGUUUCCUGGCUCCUAAAAUAGUACAUGCUUUUGUCCAACAUUAUAUUAUACAGCGUUCCCCAUAACCAUUUAUGUGUAGAUUUAGUACAUGUAUAAAUAGUUAUAGUAACCACUGCUAUAACUACAGUUGAGAAAAAAAAAUAUUGAGCUGUGAAUUAGUGUAAAUAACUAUCUUUUUUAACCCCUUAAGGGAGGAGGCAAUUGUACAAGUUCUGACCAAAAUAAACCCUAGAAUUUUACUGCAAUAAAAACACAUAUGUGUGUUCAGCGAUGUCUCAUGGGUGUUUUGGAAAGUUACAGGGUUAAAUAUUGGACUUGCAAAUUAAAUUGUCUGGGCAUUGGGUGUCAGGCAGGUCCCUCAAAUUGUAAUGAAUAAAAUCACUUAAUUAUGUUUGAUUACAUAAAUAUACAUGUAGAAUUUAGUCCUGCACUCCAAUCAUACCAAUACUUUACCUGGUGCUUAGCCACACUUUCCAUAUAGUUCCAAUAUCAGCCAGCACUCCAAGCCUUUUUCUCCAAAAAUCUCUUUUUAUUAGUAAUACAACAAAGUAUUUACAUGACAAGGUUGAUGUUUCAGUCCUCAUGGAGGACUUUCAUCAGAACAUGUGUUCUGGCUUGCAAAAGGUAUAUUUGUUUCCAAGCCAGUUUAGUGAAUGGGGAGUCACUGAUUGGCUCGGCGCAACAGCUGACUGCUCUCAGCCAAUCAGCGGUGCCCUUAUGCGCUUCCUGAAUGUAAGAAGUAAGAAUUCAAAACCCGCCAGAGGGAGAGUGGAGACCAGCGCUGCAGGCAACUUGGGGGUUAACCUGUUCUUGAGGUAAGAGUGCCUCCAGGAGCAUUAUGGCACUAUAACAACUUAAUUGAGAUGAAGUUGUUUUGGUGCCAGGAGUGUAUAUUUAACUCAUCAUAUACCCGCUUAAUGGAUCUUUAUUUCUCGGAGUGCUACUCCAUGCUUAAAUUGGAUUGGUGAAUCAUAAUCUUUAUUAAAAAAUACAUAUGUUACAUGAAAUUCCAGUACUAUGAAAAUAAGACUUUGUUGUGUAAAUGCUACCAAUAAUGUCAAAACUAGAAUAAUUGAUUAAUUUCCAUCAGCCUAGCUUUGUAAUUUGUGAUAGGUGAUGGGGGUAGAAAUCCGGUCAAGUGAUGCUCAGUAGUAGCGCAAGAUCUGUAUAGCAUCUGGCAGCCUCUUUUGCCAAGACCUGAAGAAGGAAGGACGAUCUUGGCACCAAGGAAUGAGGUUUUGUGGUGAACACACCCCCACCCCAUGCUCCACAAUUCAGCAGAUUUGUCUUUUGCAUUGAUAAGCAUGAUCCUGCAUUGUAAUGCGUGCUUUCGUUUGUCUUAUUUCUUUCAAUGAUUACUUUUGUCUGUCUUAUGCUAUGUAAUGUAACUUGUUUUUUUAUUUUAUUUAUUUUUUUGACAAACAGCUGUUUUCUCUGAAAUCCUUACAGAAUUAGAGAUGUAGCAUAGAAUGGAUUUCAGCUUUUUCCAAAUGUAAUUUACAGUUAAGUUCUUUGGAAUUUGUGCUUUUCUUCACUCUUCCUAAUCUUCAGGCGCCUAUCCUUAGGAAAGAAAUGUUCUGUAUCUGAUACUAAAUUUAUCAUUCUCUCUAUAUAACUGUACAAAAACAAGCUAGUGGCUGCCUUAAACUGAUAUUUUGCAUACAUGAAAUAUUUUUGACGAUCCUGUGGUGAAUGAAUUAACUUGAAUGGAAUUUAAAGGGACACUCGAGGCUGUGUGAACCACUCCUCCUUUUUCUUUAAUGCCUUAUGAGGGAAAAUGCAUUAAAAACAAGCAAAAAUAUAAGAUCAAGGUGGCAUGCUAAGCAACAUAACCACUAGAACUCUCUAUAGUGGUUAUAGUCGCUAGAGUGCUCUGGCGCGUCUUGCAGUUUAAUGGGACACAAUGGGCAUUCAGACUACUUCAUUUCAUUGAAGUGGUUUUAGUGCACUGUCCCUGAUCCCUUAAUCCUUCAGCUGAAAAUAUUGCAGUUUUAGAGAAAGUGCAGUGUUUUCUUUGCAGGAUUAAGACUGUCUCUAGUGGCUUUUUGCUAGACGUGCUUCUUGCUGUUUCUCUGUGAAACCGUGCUGGACGUCCACGCUUUGCAUGAGGACAUCCAGCGUCUUCUAAAUCCCAGAAGGAAAGCCCAAUAUGCGUGCUGCGCAUUAGGUUCCUUCUCGCUAUGAUGUUGGAGGAGUUGGAGACUGAGCCAUCACUGAUGGAUGGUGCUGGAAUAUGGUAAAUUAUAGUGUUCUCUUAACCGGUUUGAUAUGGACAGAAGCUCUUCUUCUUUUCACCCAGUUACCGACUCCCUCUUGGCUACUGAUCUUUAGGUAUUCUUCUAUUUACACAUUAUCAGUUCAUUUUUCACCCAGCCUGGGUAUCCUUGAUUGGUUGAGAAAUCAGUGAUAACCUACCCCCAGAUCGUGAGUGACAUGCCCAGUGUAUUACCACCUUCCAAAUAUGAGCAAAAGCAAAAGUUGAGCGGAGUUGAGAAAUCUGGAGAGCAGAGACAGGGCCAAAGGUGCCUUGAUGACCCCUGGUCUUGGUCAGAACAGUUAAACUGACUCUGAAUCAAGAGACAGUGUCUGCAGCCUACAAAUACCUUAACCACUACAAUGGUUUUUAGGCUUACACUUCCUCUUUAAGAAUAUGUUCCAGCAUUGAACCAGUCAAUCUAUUUUUCACUAUUUCAGGACAUGUUUGUUGUAACAGCCACUGCUAUUUUUUUUUUCCCUUUUGUAUUUGCCAUUUUGUAUAAAAUCAUCAUUCGUACUCUUGUACAUAAUACAAGUGCUAUACUUCAGAAAUGGUAAGUUUUUUUGUUUUUUCCCUCAAUAUGUGUCUUUGACGUUCUAAGGUUUUAUUUUGAUGUGUGUGUGUGUGUAUAUACAAGGAAAGACAGGCCUCCUUUGAAUCUGGCGUAAUUUUGUUUUGAUGUAACGCCCAGUUACAAUCCAGUUUGAUUCCUCUAGAAAGGGACUGUGUAACUUGAUGUACCGUACCCUCUAGCAUUUUAUAGGCCAGAUUAACUGGUUUUGCAAUAGGGAUUGCCUCAGGUUCAUGCCCUUUUGCAGACCAGUGUUGUUGGCUAUGUUAUUCCCUAUACUUCAGCAUUUUCAUUUAGAUAUUGGCUCUGAUUCUGUCUCCCAUGAUUCCAUUAGCUCACCGAGCCUUUCAGGCAUGCCUGGAUUUGAGCCAAAGCAUUGGUCAGUAAAUAAUUGAAAUGGCAGCUGGGGUGUCUAGCUUAUGUUACAGAGGCUAGGACGGAUAACAUGUAUUAUUUGGGCAAGGCUCUCACAGAAGCCCUGUGGUUGAAGUAACAUUGAUAUGCUCCUGAACACUACUGCACUGUAUAUAUACUCCUUGCUCUGAAUCGGUCUGCUAAAUUUACCGUCAGUUUGAUGUUCUAGAAAGAAGUUAUUAAAAGGAUUAGGGCAUACGUAAUUUCUCCUCGGAUCCACCAUUUAUGCCAAACUCCGUUUCUAAUAAACUUUACUUUUGCUGGAAGGGUCUUGUGUUUUAGGAUUUGUCUGGAAUGUGUUGCAAACACAGCCCAAUUCCAUUAAAGCUUGAAGAAGUAUCAUUGAAAUUUAAAAUCUUCUGCUUGAUUUGUUAAACUUUCCUUUUGAAGUUUAUACUUUUUCUGCAAACCACUCAGUCAAUCUUUGUUCUGGAGUGCAAAGCAUGUCUUACUUAAAGCAACACUGCAAACAGUGUCCCUUCUUUUUUACUUUUAUAAAAGUGCUGAUUUCAAGAGAAAUUGGCACAUUCACAAAGCUCCUCGGUUGCUCCCUGAGUUGGGAUAGCGUUCUUCUUGUUUGCUUUGUUCCCCAGGACAAUGCAGAAGGUAAUGCUUCUCAUAGAGUGCAACUUGUGCAUUCUGCUUACUAAUGUUGCUCUAUAGGAAGCAGUGGAUUGGUUAGCAGGUUAUCGGUAGGGAUGAUCUCACUGAGAUAGAGUGGCUCUGCAGUGAGGAGAACCUCUUGUCUCUGGGUUAAAGGUAAGAUAACCCUUUGUUUUACAAAAAGAGGAGGACCAGUAAACUGAACAAUUCAGUGUUAUAAAUAAAUGUAUUGAUUUAAAACCUUGGGGUGUUUCUUUAACCCCUUCCCAUAAAUGAAACUGGGCUUCUAUCCGCUUGCUGAAUAGUUCCAUUCAUAGUAGUCAGUAGAGGAACUUUCCUAAUUAUAACAGGAACAUAUAGGUUUUUCGCACAGUGUUCGAGCCACACAAUCAUUUAUACUGACAGAGGAAGCAUACAUUCUCCUAUAAAGUAUUUAACGGAGUAAUGGGCCUGUAGUGGCAAUGGGUUUUGUAAACUGUGGUUAGAAGCAACUCUGUAUAGUACUGGUUUCCAGUGUAUGUGGAUUCAUUUUACCAUGUUAGAUUAGAGCUUGUUGGGAUGUCACAUUGGUGAUCCAUUUUAGAAAAAGCCUGAUGUUGCAGGCAGGGGGACCUUUUAUAUUUAGAAAUACAUUUAAAUUUUUUUAUUCAUUUUUUAAAUCCUGUUGAACUUCCGAGUAAAAUGUUUCUCUAUCUCAAUAUAAAGUAUUUUUAAUUCUUAAAGGACCACUAUAGUGCCCUGAGGGUGCCCCCACCCUCAGGGACCCCCUCCCGCCCGGCUCUGGAGAGGGGAAGGGGUUAAACACUUACCUUUCUCCAGCGCCGGGCGGGGAGCUGUACUCCUCCUCUCCUCCUUGCUCGCGACAUCAUCGGCUGAAUGCGCAUGCGCGGCAGGAGCCACGCACUCAUUCAGCCGGUCGCAUAGGAAAGCAUUUAUAAUGCUUUCCUAUGGACGCUUGCGUGUUCUCACUGUGAUUUUCACAGUGAGAAGCACGCAAGCGCCUCUAACGGCUGUCAAUGAGACAGCCACUAGAGGCUCUGGAGGCUGGAUUAACCCUCAGUAUAAACAUAGCAGUUUCUCUGAAACUAUGUUUAUAAAAAAAGGGUUAAUCCUAGAGGUACCUGGCACCCAGACCACUUCAUAAAGCUGAAGUGGUCUGGGUGCCUAGAGUGGUCCUUUAAGAAGAAAGGUAAAAAUAAACUUUACUGACUUUAAAAAUAAAAUAAACUUUACUGCUCUGUCAUGUAUUUUCUUUUCCAGUUUUCCUUUUCUUAUGCUCAUUGUGUUUUAAUGAUUACUCUUUGCCACUUGCCUUUACUUAAAUGUAUUCUCUUGUACCGGAUAUCAAUACAUGGGCGUCUCCAUUUUGUUUUCCUUUUGUCCAUGAAGUUUGCAGCUUGCCUUUCUGUGGAAUUAUUGUGACUGAUGGAUUGUGGGUAAAUUAGCUUGGCAGCUAAAAUGGAACUAUGCUAAAGCUCCGCUCAUAGCCAAAAUUUGCUCAGCCCCCAUGAGAAAAAGUGAUCCCAUUGGGGUCGUGGGUUUAAUUCCUGGCAGUGUUUACUCAGCCUUUCAUCCUUUCGAGGUAAAUAAAAGGAGUACCGUAAUAGUAACAUCCCCAGAGAAUAUCUAUACUUUUCCUGGCUAAACACUUUAUUAUUAUUAUUUAUAACUAAAAGAUCAGGUGAAUUGGAAAAAAAAAAAUUAAAACAAGGAAAAAUAAAGGAGGGGGGGAGAGAGAGGAGAAUUUGAUUAUUUUUAAAGUGAAACCUGGAAAAUGACACAGCUGCUUAGAGGACCACUAUAGUGCCAGGAAAACAUACUCGUUUUCCUGGCACUAUAGUGCCCUGAGGGUGCCCCCACCCUCAGGGUCCCCCUCCCGCCGGGCUCUGGGGAGAGGAAGGGGUUAAAAUCUUACCUUUCUCCAGCGCCGGGCGGGGAGCUCUCCUCCUGUUCGGCUGAAUGCGCAUGCGUGGCAGGUGCUGCGCGCGCAUUCAGCAUUCACUGUGAUUUUCACAGCGAGAAGCAUGCAAACGCCUCUAGCGGCUGUCAAUUAGUUUCUCUGAAACUGCUAUGUUUAAAAAAAAAAAUUGGGUUAACCCUAGCUGGACCAGGCACCCAGACCACUUCAUUCAGCUGAAGUGGCCUGGGUGCCUAGAGUGGUCCUUUAAGUGGUUUGGUUUCUCCUUUUAAAAAUAGGAGACCUAGAAUGUAAGCUCAUUGAGCAGGGCCCUCCACCUCUCUGUUCCUGUCCAUCCACUUGUCUGGUUACAAUUAUAUGUCUGUUAGUCCACCCAUUGUACAGCGCUAUGGAAUCUGAUGGCACUAUAUAAAUAAUAUUUAUGAAAAUUCACUUUCAUUUUAAAUGUACAUUGCUUCAAUCUGUUCUUCUUCUCUUCUCACUCCUAACCCCUUCUUCCUUUCUUCCCCCCUUUCUGCUAAAAUACAUAAGGCAUAGUGCUCUUCUUUGUCUUAUGUAUUUUUUACCCAAGUGAGGGCUUGGGUAAAAAGGCAUAGUCUCGCUUAUCGCAAUACAGUAUCGUGACAAUCUCUAUAGAAUCCAUAGACAUUAGUGCUGCACUCACAAACAUGCUUGAGAGUACAGCACUGACGUUGGCUGCUGGCAGAUGAAACCCUGGGAGUUUGGCUGAUUUCUAGGUUGAAGCGUUGCGGUGUUUCUCUAGUUCCAAUAAAUGUGCCUUAAAGCAUCGGUAUAUUCUUAGCAAAUAUUUGAAACAUGAAAGUGUGAGCUUUAUACCUGUAUGUACACAAACGCACCACUGUAUCAUUGUCUGGCAUAGUUUAAAAAGUGGAGCAACGAACAUGCACAAUAACUGAAUUUACCAAAGUAUACAUAAAACAAUUUUUUUUUUUUUUUUUUUGUUCUUUAUUUUCAGUUGUUUUUCAGGUUUUGUAGGGUACAAAAUGGAGAGGGGGUUACACAUUGCAACAUCACUUGUGCCAUUAUUUUUUAAGUCUUACAUGGGAGACGGUACAUAAAACUACUUUUAAUGUUGAUCUACGUCAAAACUGAUUGAUCUGAUUCUGCUAGCACAGCAAUUUUACUGUUCAAUACAAAUAAGUUGAUCUGCAUGCUUUUUAUUUUAUCGUUUUUUAAAAGAAUACAUCAGAAACUGUCUUUGGAAAACACCAGGUUAUGUUUUACUCAAACCAAAUACACAGUGGCCUUUGUACUUAGACAGGCCAUGUUCGUUCUUGAGGAUUCACAGAAAGCAUAAUUUGCAAAAAUAAAGCCUGCCGUUAGACAGUUUGCUUUCUGUAAGGAAUGCCUUACUGAACUACUCCUUACCCCCAGUUUGUCAGCUUUCCCAAACAAAGAAUUUUUUAUAGUGCUGGCAAUCCUCUGCCAGGAACACUUCCUGAUUAUGAUGCUGAAAAAUUUUCCAUGACACAAAUUUCAUGUUUUUCCCUUCUAUAUUGUAACGCCUAGCUAUCCAACAACAUUUGGAUGUUAAAACGGCAACAAACUAAAGGAAAUGACAAAUCUUUACAUAAACAAUGGAGAUUUCUUUAAUCAUCUAAUGUGUAUGUGAUAUUGUCCAUUUUAGACCAACUCUAAACAUUUAGCUAGUGCAUUCUGUUGGGUAAAUUGCCCUAUUUUUUUACCAAGAUGUUACUGAAUACUGAAUUGUACUAAAUGAACAUUUUAGGAUAACAUAGCUGUUCUGAAAAAAUUCCAGUCCCAUACAUACCCAUUCAUCCAGUGUAACCUGUCAUAAUUGUAGCUGUUUAGCCUUUACCGCUAUAGUGAAUGCAUAGCUGUAUUUAGCUAUCAUUAAAAAAAACAAACAUUCACAGGUAAAUUAGAAAAAAAAUUACACUGUUCUUACUACAGGAGCAAGGCAUCUCAUUGUGCGAGGUUCCCACUAUUGUGUUGCAUUUUUCUUAGACCUCUGUUUUGCACAGUCACGUUUGUGCAAUAGUACACCAUUGCCAUCACUCCUGUUGUCUUCAUCUGCCAGGACCUGAUUAUGUAUCUGCACUGGAAAAGAGAAUUGCUGGGAAGAGAGCUUCGUCUUGUUCGCCACCAAGCUAGGGAAGUCACCGUUCAGGGUCUUUGUGAAGAAAAAAAUAAAUAAUGCAGUGCCAAUUUGGUUUACCUUACUUUUACAUGCAGCAAAGCCAUUCUCAUUCGCAACCAUUAUAGCUAAUCACCUAUGCAUACAGUGCUUUAAGCCAUUUUGUCUCUCUCCUCCCCUUGCUGCUCAUUUAUGUGUGAUGAUGAGGAAGUUGCCACCAGAACAGGCAGAAUUCAGUUUCUGGUUUGGGGAGGUGGGGGACGACUUUCUGCAUUCUGGCAGAAAAUGCUGCAAAACAGAAAUUUUACUUACAUGGAAACCAGUACCAGGUGAUGCUCCCAGCACGGACUUCCACACCUCUGUCUGACUUCACAUGGGCCUCGUGUGUUCCAAUCACAUGCGUUGCAUGUGUAAGGGGAGGGUUUUUAAAACAAAACUGUGUGCAGUUCCUACAAGGGAGAAAAUGAUCAUGUUUGUCGCCAGUGUGCUGUACAGUACUUGUUAACAGAAUCACUGAAGUGGUGGUCACUUUAAGCCUUUGCUAGUAGUUCAGCAUUUGACAUUUUAAACCAUGAUAGAGGAACAGUCUGCACCCAUACUACAAAAUGUUUAAGAAUACAAUCUGCAACCUUUUUAUAAAUGAUUGGGUGAGGCUAUAUCACAGACACAUGUUACAUACAGUUUAACGUUGUUUUGUACAGCUGAGAAGGAUUUAUUUUGACCUUGGCAUUCUAGGCACUUUCCAUCAAUAACAUGUUUUGAAACAGGAAAAUAAGCAAUUUGUCCUUGCACUGACACAUGUAGGAAUGACCUCAGUAAUCAGAGUAAUAGUUUACAUGACUCUUCAUUCAUACAGUAGAUGUCAAAAUUGGUGCCUUUUUUUUUUUUUUUAAGUAGGUGGAGUUAAAAGGCAUCCAUGACCAUGAAAUGACCAUGAUGUGAGCAUUUUGUAAGAAUGAAUCCAUGCAUUUAGUUUACCGUUCGAGUCAUAGAUGUCUGCCAAAACUUUGCCUCAAGAGGUCAAGAGGUAAAGAUAAUCUUUUGACUGAACCCCCCACCCCCUCUUUUUUUCUUUUUUUCCCUUUAUUAUCUUUUCCCCUUUCUUAUCUUUGACACAAAUAAAAUAAUAUUGCUUUAAAAUUAUUCUUUCUGUCACAAAGUAUGAGUUAGAAAUUGGAAACUCUCAGCAUAAAACCAGGAGCAACAACAAGAUUCCAGACUAUAAAAAAACAAACAAAAAAAUAUAUAUAUAUAUAUAUACACACACACACACAAACACUACACAUAUAUACAUAUACACAUUCCCACACCCUAAUGGGUGUAUUCGAUACUCUACUAAAAUAGAAUUAAAAAAAAGAAAUAAAAUUGUUGAGCCGUAAGUAAACGUGCACAGAGCACCAUAUGUGUCUGCCUUGUAAAUAAACCGUUCUACCCGAAUAGAAGACAUGUGUUCACCUUUAUAUAUAGAGUUAGCCUGUCUGAAAAAUUCAAUUUAUUUAUGUGGUCUUGUUCUUUCCUGUUGUCUCCUAAGAAUAACCGAAUCAUCCCCAGUGUCUGCAGAAUUGUGGCACCCCUUGGAAUUUUUUCAGGCAGCGACUGAGCUGGCCUCCAGUUUGGGAAGCCUAGAAUGUGCAGAUGCUUACAAAGCCCAUCCCCGCAGACAUAAUUAACCAAUAAAGUGCCUGACUGGAAUGUCACAAUUUAAAAAAAAAUUAGUUUGAGAGAUUUUGUGAAAUGUUUUGCUGCCUUUUUUUUAAAUUAAUUUUUGCUUUUAGCAGUAUAACUUCACCCUCUUAGCUACACCUCUCCUUUUCACAAACCCUCUUCCUAAUAGUAAGGUGUUGACUUGAGUCCACCUCAAAGCCAAACACUAACCUUUUAUUUAGAUGGUAUUUUAAAGCCUUCCUAUGGGGCAACAGUCCAGAUAACAGGACAGAAACUGCGUAUUGGGUGGAGUCAUGCCAGCGACUCAGCUCACAUUAUCGCAUUGCCCAAGCAGAGUAUUUCUCAAAUUUGGUUGACUAAGGAGCCGGAAUUAUGAGGCAAAACUUUAGCUUUCUGCCCAAAAAAAUAAACAGGAGGAAAAGAUUGCAUAAAUAUGGAGUCCGAACCUACUAAAUGCUUAAAGUUUGGGUUGAUGUCUGGAGUAUACAAAUAUGUAUUCCUUUUGCUAUAAUGCCCUUGUCACCUCUUAGACCCAGACCCUCAAGGGUACAAAAGGUAGUUUAUUUCGUUUUUUUUCCUCCUUUUUGCAGUGUUGUUCUCCUUAAAGAAGCUCCGCCUCUUCGGGAUAAUCAUUAGCAAUGAUCUCAGCUAUUUUUUCAGUCACUUUUAUUUGCAAUCAGAUUCCAAGUUGCUUUUGACAAUGCUAGAUGUUAAUUGAACUAGAAGACCAUAUAUUCCACUCCACUGUAAAUAAAUUUACCAUUGUUUGGGUCUAUUUGUGAAAGCGAAACCCUGCUAUGAUUUGUUGAUUUGUGAUGGAAACUUCUGUUUUGCAAUAUAUUUCACCGCAAAAAUUGUUUACUCUUCCGGAGGUGAAUAGGUAGCACAUCAUUCUAACAAACUAAAAGUUAGCUACAACUCAGAAUAGCAUGUGGCUUUUUAACUUUAUUACACACUUUACUAAUUUCCAAUUUACUGUCCAUUAAGUAAAGACGAACCUUUAUAUUUGUGUCCAGAAUUCAUUUUGUGUUCAGAAAAUGAAACUUUACCCGUACUUAUUUUCCCCCCUCUCUAUUUUGCUUAAAAUAGCUUUGCUUUUUAGGUUUAGACUCAAGUGAUAUGGUAAAGUUCAGAUCCUGCACUUCAGAGAAGCCGAGCACUGGCUAAUCAGUUUAAAGGGAGACUGUAGUCACUGUAACCGUUUCAUCUCUUUGAAUAGGUUAGUGUUUGGAGUUUCCUGGCACUGUCCCUCCAUUCAGUGUUAAACCAUUUUCAAGCAGUUUAACAGUAAAUAAGGGACGCUGGUCACCCACAGCCCAGCCCUCACUGGAGGUCUGGCUAAAGCAGAGGACACACACUUCCUUGUAGUUAUACCGUUCAUACCAGCAAUGGGAGCUCUGAAAGGCUAAAAGCAGUCAGCUGACUCUCAGCCAAUCACAGUUGCCCAUUGCUGAUUAGGCUAAUACGUCCUCUUUCACCAAAGUCACAGCUGCUGGGGAGUCAUGUUUAGCAUAAAGGGACAGGUUCAGGUAAGUAAAUCUCAAAUGCUCCCCAUGCCAUUGAACCACCAGCGGAAAUGUCAUUGUCGAGGGUCUCCAGAUGGUGACAGUGCCACUUUAAAAUUAAAUAAAGUUCUCCUAGUCGAGUUUUUUAAAUUUUUUAUUUCUGUUUUGGAUUCUUUUUUUCCCUGCAAGUUGAUGGUAUUUUGAAUAAGCUAGCCUCAAAAUGUUUCUCUCUCAAUUUCAUUACCCUGCAUAUAACAUGAUAGAUAUUGCGGUUCCCUUCUUGAAUGACAGCCUGGAGCUAAAUCCUAGGAUUACAUAGGAUUCACAGUAAAUCACCUGAAACUAUUAAAGAACUAAAAUAAUAGAAUUAUUUGAUUUAGUGUAAUAAUUUGCAUUCCUUGGUUAACCUUGUGUUGAACAGACCAUGCAUGUGAUGUGUUUAACUCAUUUUCAACUCGUAAGUAACAUUUAUUAAUAAUCCUGCAUUCUACAUGGCGAGCUUUCCAGUACAUAAUGCUGGCUGUAAUAGUGUUAACUCCACUUCCUUUCUCAAUUGUGUGCGUUGUUUAGGUUUACAUUUAUGGAUAUGCAGAGAAAUCCGACACUGUGGUAAAUGUUCGAAUAUGUAACACAAUAAUAGCAGGUGUGCCAUCAUGUCAAAGGGCGCAGUCUUACAACUGCAGUAAUAAGGUAAAAAGACCAUAGAAUUCUAUGCACCAUAACAAACCUACACUAGAAUGCAAUUUGGCAGAAAAUUCAGGUCUUCAAGGACCACUAUAGUGCCAGGAAAAAAAACUUGUUUUCCUGGCUCUAUAGGGUCUUUGGGUCCCCCCCACCCUCAGGGUCCCACUCCACCGGGCUGAAGAGGGAGGAAGGGGUUAAAUUCUUACCUUUCUCCAGCGCCGGGCCUCUGGGGACUCUCCUCCCUCUUCCGACGUCAUCCGCCGAAUGCGCAUGCGCGGCAAGAGCUGUGCGCGCAUUCAGUCAGUACAUAGGAAAUAAUUUCUCAAUGCUUUCCUAUGGACGUCUGCGUCUUCUCACUGUGAAAAUCACAGUGGGAAGCGCCUCUCAGGGAGACAGCCACUAUAGGCUGGAUUAACCCUAAUGUUAACAUAGCUGUUUCUCUGAAACUGCUAUGUUUACAGUUGCAGGGUUAACCCUAGAUGGACCUGGCACCCAGACCACUUCAUUGGGCUGAAGUGGUCUGGGUGCCUAUAGUGGUCCUUUAAUGAAUUACCUCCUGACUGAUAGUCGUUCUACUCACUCUUGUCUAAUACGAGGUGGAGUGGUGCCUAUUGUGUUUCAUUUGGCAUUGGCUUUAUUCACGCGCUAUGAUAUAUGAGAGCGACUUCUCUAAUUGCAAAUAUAAUCGUUCACAUUUUAUUGUAUUUGCUGAAUUCCUCAGACCAGGGGAAGCAGUUUUGCUUUACUCAUCCUGAGCUCUGUCUGCAGCAUUUGUAUAUGAAUAACAGGAAGGAAAGAGUACAUAGCUAAGGCUGGUUUCCACAGCCUGUGGGAAAAUUGGCUCAUAUAUGUUAAGGAGGAAGUAUCACUCGUUAUAUCGGUAGAUACAUCAGAUGGUAUGACAUCACAGACUUUGUAAUGGUUCUGUUUGCUGUGGUUUGUAAAAAGAAUAUUUCAGUCAAAGGCACAUCUUAAGACUAUUGUUUAAAAUUGGUCUUUAACUUUGCAUUUAAACAACUCCCAUGAAAUGUCAGCUUUACGGCCUAGAAAAUCUCUUUGCAACACUUGUUAGGUUGGUUUUUUUUGUUGUUUUUUACAAUUCGUGUCUACAUUUGAUAUAAGGUACGAUGCUGUUAAAGUAAACUUUAUCAUUUUGGACCAAUUUUUAUUGUUUUGGAAGAUUACAUUCUUAGAGUUUAGUCUGUUUUAAAUGUUGUUCUUGUUAUGGAAACUUGUGAGGCUAAAUCACCAUUAAAGACUCUGUCCAAUUCAGGGAGCACAAACCGGUUGUUAUGUUGCUGGGAAUUAGAACAGAAUGUGAAGUAGCUUAAGCUUGUUGCAAGGUCAAAUCCAUGUUAACCCUUGCCUGCCCUGCACCAGAUCUCCAUUGUUGACCACUGACUUAGAUAUUGUUUGUGCAUGGUUAAGGCCCCGGUGUAUAAACAAGGGAUGUUAUUUUUUCCUUGGGCAGCCAGAUCACCUAACCCAUCAACUACGAAGUACAAGCAGCAAUCAUUUUCAAUCUUAUGUGUUCAUCUCAUUCGUAGUCUGUCCAUCUUUCGGUUAUUUAUUGCGGUUAUGUGAUUAUGUUGGAACAAAAACUACAGCAUAACAUGUUGAAAUCAGGCAUGAGUGUUUAAGUAUUUCAGCAGCUUCUCUGUGGGUUAGAGUGAAAGAAAAGCCAAAGUUCUGUUAUUCUUUACCUUGUUAGUAAUAUUAUGUUACUGUGUGCACCAGGGAAAGGCUGCUUCACAGCUGUCUGACCUUAAUCUGAUUUCUCAAAGCUUCUCAGAACAUUGAAUGCGCUAGGAGCAUUGUGAAGGGGUGAAAAAAAGCUAAAAUCUAUAUUCAGGUUUUGGAUUGUAAUAAUGGAAAUGGUUUAUUUGGGAUAUAUAGUGAGAUAGUACAUGAGUUUAACCUCCAUACGAUUCUGCCCUGUUAAUUUUGUAGUUUAUUCACUAAACAUUUGACAACGAUCCAAAAUUUACACCACGUUGGCAGAGCCAGAGGGGUUUGUCAGGUUGUUUAUUGCAUAAAAUGUUUAGCGAACAAACCUAAAGGUCUCUGAGCACACGAACACUAGGGUUCAAGGUACAGUUAGAGUUCCUCUGCCAGCAGUGUGACUGCUGGCUCUGCCUUGUUGGAGUGGCGGAUUCGAAGCAUGUUGCUCAUUGUUACUCUGUAAGUUUGUACUGGGCCCAUUGCCAGGAACCCUCAUAACCACCGCUUGACUUACAGCUUCAGAAAUACAGACGCACGUGGAGUACAUUCAUGAAAUGUGAUCUCAUGCUGAUGAAAUUUGCUUUUCCAGUUUUCAGUUAGUCACAUAUUUACACGUACAAAGCAGAGUGCUAUAUAAAGGGGAGUAAGGGAAAACCCUGUGAAAAACAUGCAUGUCCUAUAAACAAGCAAGCCAAACAAAAAAGAAGAAAUAACGUCAGUUUUGUAUUUAUUUUAAGAAACUCACACAUACAUAUAUACUUAUAUUCCUUUUAAAUCAAAGCAUGUGUUGAUCCAAAUAUACAAAUGUCCAGAAACUGGAAAUGGACUGUACAGUUGUAGAGGAUGAAGUCUGAAGCACAGUGCCUGUCUGUGUACAUUUGUAUGUCAGCUGAAAAUUCUGGGAAAGUGUGGACACGUGAUUUCUCAGAAUUAUUGUGCCUAAUGCGGACUUUUGCAAGGUCCAACUUAAAUGCACCAAGUUUCAACCACCGUGACCACGUCUCUUUUUAGAAGUGGCCGUGGUGGUUGGAAACUGUAUGUGCAGUGCUGUUUUGCUUGAAUCGCUGCACAUUCUGAGAUAUUUACACUUUUGUGCUGGGGUCUAGUUGCACCUGCCUAAUAUCAGUUCUGUGCAGAAAUUGUAUAUCUCUUGUCAGCGCGCACUGUGCUUUGGCGACACGUGUAAUCCUCUUCUAUCUUUGUAGGCACUGCCCGGAAAACUCCUGUAAAGUUAAAGGCACACUAUAGUCACCAGAACAUAUACUGCUUAAUGUAUUUGUUCUGGUGAGUAGAAUAGUUCCCUUAAGGCAUUUUCAUGUAAACACUGCCUUUUCAGAGAAAAGGCAGUGUUUACAUUGCCCCUACGGACACCUCCAAGUGGCCACUCCUUAGAUGGCCACUGGAGGGGCUUCCUGGCUCAGGGCUCCACAGUAAGCAGCCCUGCCGUUCAGCGUCCUCACGUUCUGCAUGGAGACGCUGAAUUUUCCUCAUAGAGAUGCAUUGAUUCAGUGCAUCUCUAUGAGGAGGACCUGAUUGGCCAAAUCCCGCCCCUGUGCUGAUUUUAGCCAAUCCAAUGCUUUCCCAUUGCUUUCCCUAUGGGAAAGCAUUGGAUUGGCUAAAAAUCAGCCAUUUUGAUGUCAAAAGGGGGCAGAGCCAUUGCCGACGGACCCGCACAGCGUUGGAUAUAAGGUGAGUUUUCAACUUUUAUAGGAGGGCAAGCCAACUAUAUGGUGGGUUUAGUACUGUAGGGUCAGGAAUACAUGUUUGUGUUCCUGACCCUAUAGUGAUCCUUUAAACCUAUAUCUUGUCUGUGAGCUACCUCCCUGCAUUUACAGAUGCACACAUUUUUUUAAAGUGUGUGUGUGUGUGUGUAUGUAUAUAUAUAUAUAUAUUUUAAUUUCUUGUUAAAUUCCAUCAUGCCCACCACUCCCUCCCUCUCCUUUCCUUAUAAGAGCAAACGCAUGUGCUCUGAGCCAGGGAAAUAUUCCAAUCAAAUUCUUUGCAAUGUGAAACAUUUGAUUGGACCUCAAGGGGGGAGGCAGUAAAGUCAGACAGUGUGUUUAACCCAACACUGGAUUGCAGGUAUGUUUAUUCUUCUUUUUUAGGGUUUACUUAAAAAUAAGUGUUAGGGAUGAACUUAUUGCUAAUACCCCACAGGCAAUUCUAAAUAAAUUUAAAAAAUUGAUUAAAAAGGUUUGGCGGUGUACAUGCAAUACUAAUACUAAUGAUAAUGAUGUUUUAAACUGCACCUUCACAAUGUUCCUAAAUGUUUCACUACAGCCAGCCUUUUAGUACUGUAUAAUUAUGUUGGUAUGCUAGAAUGAUUUUCUUACCUGACAAUUUGUAUGCUCUUGAUGUAUACAAACUGAAAUGGUCAAUUGCACUCACCACUUAUUAAAGACUAGUCUGAGAUUAUUUCCCUGGAAUUACGAUUAUAAUUGCUAUAUUGGUUUUCUUUCGAUCAGCAUCCCAUGUAAGACAUUUUAUAAACAUCCUGUAAUUACAUAUUUACAUAGCUGAAAAGAGACUUCCGUCCAUCAAGUCCAGCCUUCCUCACAUUUUUUUUUGCUGUUGAUCCAAAAGAAGGCAAAAAACCAAUUUUUUUGCAACAAACUAGGAAAAAAAAUUCCUUUUUAACCCCAGUAUGACAGAUUAAUCCUUGGAUCAAGCGGCUAUUACCCCACAUUGAAAAAAUUAUAUCCUUGAAUAUUCUGUUUUUGUAAGUAUGCAUCUAGUUGCUGUUGGAACAUUUGUAUGGACUCUGAUAAAACCACUUCUUCAGGCAGAGAAUUCCACAUCCUUAUUCUUCUCACAGUAAAACAACUUUUAUUUGCCUUAGACGAAAUCUCCUUUCUUCCAGUCUAAACGCAUGGCCUAUGUCCUAUGUAAAGUGCGGUUUGUGAAUAGAUUUCCACACAAUGGUUUGUAUUGGCCCUGGAUAUAUUUGUAUAAUGUUAUCAUAUCCCCUCUGAGGCAACAUUUUUCUAAACUAAAGAGGUUUAAAUUUGUUAACCUUUCUUCAUAGCUGAUAUGUUCCAUUCCUUUUUUCAAUUUUGUAGCCCACCUCUGCACUUUUUCUAGUGCCAUAAUAUCCUUCUUUAGAACAGGUACCCAAAAUUGCAUAGCAUAUUCAAGAUGUAGUCUAACCAGUGAUUUAUAAAGAGACAAAAUGAUAUUCUCAUCCUGAGAAUGAAUGUCCUUUUUCAUGCAUGACAGUACCUUACUGGCCUUAGCCACUGCUGAAUGACAUUGCACAUUGUUGCAUAGUUUGUCUAUAACAAUUCCCAAGUCCUUUUAAUGUGUUGUUAUCCCUAAUUCGCUUCCAUUUAGGGUAUAUGUUGCUUGUGCAUAACUUUGCAUUUUUCAACAUUAAAUUUCAUCUGCCAUUUGAGUGCCCAGUCUACCUAAAUCCCUCUGCAGCAAAGUAAUAUCUUGCUCACAUUGUAUUCCUUUAAAGAGUUUUGUGCCAUCUGCAAACACUGAAACAUGACUUUCAAUGCUUUUUUCAAGAUCAUUUAUAAACAUGUUAAAUAGAAUAGGUCCCAGAACAGAACCCUGAGGGACACCACUUGCCACCUCUGUCCAUCUUGAAAAUGUACCAUUAAUGACAACUCUUUGUACUCUAUUUUUAAGCCAAUGUGCUACCCAAGAACAAGAAUUUUCAUCUAGACCGAAUUCCUUGAGUUUGAACACUAAUCUUUUGUAUGGAACUGAAUCAAAUGCCUUGGCAAAAUCCAAAUGGAUCACACCCACUCAACACCCUGAUUUAUACUUCUACUUCUUCUUAGAACGCAAUCAAGAAUGUAAGCUCAUUGAGCAGGGCCCUUCACCUUUCCACCUCUGUUCCUGUACGUCCAAUUGUCUGGUUAAAAUUACUUGUCUGUUAGUCCGCCCAAUGUACAGCGCUACGGAAUGUGAUGGCGCUAUAUAAAUAAUAAAAUAAUAAGUUAGUUUGGCAUGACCUGUGCUUCAUAAAACCAUGCUGACUUUUGCUGAUAACCAUGUUUUUCUCAAGGAAUUCUUGAAUAUUAUCCCUUAAUAACCUUUCAAGUACUCUUCCAGCCACAGAAGUUAAGCUCACAGGUCUAUAAUUUCCAGGCAAAGAUUUUGAACCCUUUUUGAAUAUAGGAACCAUAUCUGCCUUCCUCCAAUCCUCCGGAACACUUCCUGAAAGAAAAGAACCGUAAAAGAUUAAAAACAGAGGCUUACUUAUUUCUACACUUAGUUCCUUAAGUACUCGUGGAGGAAUACUGUCAGGCCCUGGAGCUUUGUUUUUAUUAACUUUCUUUAGUUGCUGCUGCACUUUGUCUUGAGUUAACCAAUUACAAUUUUAAUGCACGUUUUUAGCAACAAUCAUUUGCACAUCUAUUGCCAUGGGUUCUUCCUUAAUAUAUAUGGAGUAGAAAUAGUUAUUUUCCUGGUCUUCUUUAACGAACACCCCCAUCCCAGUUUUUUUUUCAAAUUCUUUUAGUGGUGCAUUAAGGGAACAACAUGCAAGUAUCGACAUUUUGACAUUUCCAAGAGUAGCAUACGAGAUAAACAAUAUAUAUUGAGUUGUCAGCACCUUUUUUGUUAAUAUAGUAGAGAAAUAACAGCGAAGUUUAACAAGAUUUACAAGAAAUAGUAACCACUGGUCCGCGCAGUAGAAUCUGAGAACAUCAGAUCUUACAAGAAAAGAAAAUGGGAUAGUAUCCACUGGGCAGUGCUUCACAAAAUAUUAUUGCCAACCUAUUAGGUAAAUAAAGCACACCUUCUUGUAGGAGAACCGUGGGUUAUUCCCAAGACUGCUUAGGCAAUGUCUGGGGGUGGGAGGCUGAGGCAAUAUGAGCAACGUUAAUGUGCAUAGGAAUUUCUAUGUUUGAGGACAGUGACUGUGCGGCACAUAUUAAAUGCUUACAAAGUAAAAGAAAAUAAAAAACACAAGCUAAGAUGAAACACAUGUUAAUAAAGCAUAUCAAUCUGGAGCUGUACGCUGGCUAUUAAACACCUUCGCACGGUAGGAGAGUCCAUCAGCAGGUUGUUGGUCAGGGACGUAAGGGGUGGUAGUCCUAGAAAGUGCUGUCCGAGUGAGGGAUGGGGAAAAGAGAAAAAAAAAAGGCAAGUUACUCAGCCGAUGCCUCCUCUCAAGGCCCAUUCCUUCCAUGUGCUAGGAGGUGCUGUUGGGGAUUGCCCAAGCAUGUCCCUGGGUGUCAGCAUGCCAGAGCUCCAUAUAGGUGGCAGCGUGUUGGAGUAAACUUGCCCCCGGACAGGUCCUUUCAUGGUUGGGGAAGCUGAGCGAGGUGAGAGAUGGCUCGAGUGCUUCGCACCGCUCGGGCGCUUCACUUGUUUCUUCCGUUGGAUCACCGAAAAUCGGGCGUAUGUGGCGUUUCUACCGCUAGCAGAGCGAGGUAAGGUAGCCCUCCAGCUCCCGGUGUGUACUAUGGGCUGCCCCUGGGUGCCAUUAGCCAUGGUGCUUUGGGUUUUCCCUUUUGGAGGGUAGUGGAGCGUCUUGCCUGACUGCCGUUGCAGGUGGCAGCGUGGUCUCCAUCUGCGCGGGCAAUGCUUCGGGGCUGUAUGCCUAACAAUCUUCUUAACGGGCAGACGUGCACUCGGCACUGUUGGUGUGGGAGGUGCUGGUGUCGGAAGUCGUGCAGGUUGGCUAGUUAUUCUGUUCCAGAAUUGCUCACAUAUGGCAUCAAAUCUGGCCCUGAAGAGGGUGCUCCAUUCCUGGCUCUCCCGAUCUGCUUGUGAGUGUGGAGGCACUGCUGCGGCAGCCAUUUUGGGUACGUCGCUUGGUUUCAUGCUGGCCACUGAAGGCAUGUGCUGUGGGGACAGGCUUAUAUUGUGAUCACUAUUUCCCAAGUGCUCGCCUACUUGAAUGUUGGUCAAAAGAUCAACGUUGUUUGUUAGAACCAGGUCCAGGCAAUCAUCCUUUCUAAUUGGUGCUUGUACAAGUUGUGACAUGAAGGUGUCAUUUAACAAGUUCAAAAACCCAGUUCCCUUUGCUGAACUACUAGUCGCUCUGUCCCAAUUUAUGUCUGGGUAAUUAAAAUAUCCAAUAACUAAUGUUACCUAGAUUUGCAGCUUACACAAUUUGCUCAAACAGCUGUUGUUCCUCAUAAAUAUUAACAUUAGGUGGUUUAUAACACAUCCCACCUUUCCUGUUUUUUCUGUCGUUCCUAAAUAGUGUGUACCCAUUUAAAUUAACUUCCCAAUCAUGUUUCAUCCCACCAUGUUUUAGUUAUGCCUAUUAUGUCAUAUUGUAAUGUUGUCUAAUAGUAUUUUUGUUGCAUAAUUCAAAGCAACAAUUCUGUGUACAUACAUAAUGCAUUUAAAUAUGCAAAAAAAUUAAAUUUACUUCAUUAGACUUUCAAUUGUACCUUUUUAUAGUGACACAUCAAUGCCUUAUGGUGGGUACACGUGUAUUCCAGAACAUCUUCCUUAAAAUAAGCUAGUGGUAUAAUUGUAUGUUUAUUUAGGCUCACCAGAUAAAAUAAGAAAGUCGUAGUAGUCUUUAUUUUUAAAGUCCUUGGUAGCACUGGUGAGUGUGGGGGUUGGCAAUCUGUAAUUCUGCACCAAGUCACAUGUGUGAGCCUGCAGUAUCUGUGUCAGUAUUACCAUCCCUCCCUACCCAAACAAAUCAUUUGGCUAAUAGCUAAAUGCUGUAAAUCAGCCUUGCUAGAGUAUAUUAUCUUUACCACUGUUAUUUUUCCAUCUUUUUUCACCUACUGGGGGAAAAACAGUAGUUGCUGAUGGUAGAGAGAUUGUAUCACCACCUCACUAGAUCAGUCCAACUAAAUCAGAACAAAAUUACAGGCUUGAGGGUAAUGUGGUCUUUGCCCUAGAACAUGAUGCGAGUAAAAGAUGAACAAUUAUUGCCCACAAGAUUUCUAAAGAGCUGCAUUCUUAAGCGGUUUCCUCUGUUUUACUUCGGACCGUUAUAAUCAUUCCAUAUCAAGAUUUCUAUCAAUCACUUGCAAGCCCAAGACUUAGCUUAUCCUCUUUUGUACACAUUAAAAUAAUUAUUUUUAUAGAGGCAGCAUACGGGUUGAAGUCACUCAAUUAAGAGGUUAGAGGGUAGCUUAGAAAAUGGCCGUCCACUUAAGCAGUAUUUGAACAAGGUUGAGCAAGUGGCGCUACAUUACUAAUGAGAGAAAUCCUAUUUCCAGAAGCAGGUUAAAGGAACAUUGCAAGUUAGUUUUCCAACCAUGUGUUGGAGGGAUAGGAAAGCUGUCCCUGAUUAGCUCAAGCAACAAUUUAAAUAGAAAUAAUCAUUGAAAUAUAGGGAUGUCCUGUGGCAAAACAAACCAAAGACAAAUAGAAGGUAUACUAACACACUGAGAAUGCAAAACAUUUAUAAAGAUGCCAUAACAACUGUAGCUUAAUAUGUGGCUUUGGUCUAUAGAUCAUGCCUUCAGUGUCACUGCUCAAUUAUCUACCAAUUAGGAGUUAAAUCACUUUGUUUAUGCAGCCAUAGCACCUAGGACCAAAAUAGAAACUUCUAAAGUAAACACACUGUGCUGUAAUAUUGGUUUGAAAAUGAAACUUUUUUUUUUGUUUUGUGUAGGCUGUUGUAAACAUGAUCUAUAAACCAUAACUGCUUUCCUAAGCUAGUCAUUUUGGUUCUUAGAGUAUCCCUUUAAGAGCUUUCCGAUCCGUUAUUCAAGUUUUUGCUUCUAUGUACUAUACCUAGGUCUGCCCCAUGUCAGACUGAUCCCACAAAAAAUUUUGUUUCAAUAUCAUAUGACAAGAUCCAGGUCCCCUGACACCUGGUUAAUUUUUUAGCCUGUAACACAGAUUCUGAUUCAGACUGUGCAAUGUGUGUUUUGUAGCAAUCAGACACAUUUUGAACAAACCUUUCCAAUUUUUAUCACCAAAGUUACAUAGUUACAUAGGCAGAAAAGAAACAUGCGUCCAUUAAGUUCAGCUUUUUUCGACUCUGCAGCAGUUCAAUGUUGGUAUUAUUGUUAACAUAUUCAAGGAGUCCAUUUCAUAGAGGUGGGGUGAUAGAUACUGCCAUUUUCAGCUGUUCAGGAAGUGCAUCUGUAGUGUUAGUACAAUAAAAAGAAAAACCACGGAGCUUACUGAAAAUGUUUAGCACACUUUUAUCCAAAUUACGUCAAAGUGAUGGUAAUGCUGUAUGACAAGCAAGGGCUGCAGACAUCACAAAGGCUGUAUUUGUACAAAUAUAUUUAAUGGCUCAUAUGUUGAAAUAAAUAAACCUAACCUGUAUACCUGUGAUAUAGCCGACAAAUGUGGGCAAAGUUCCACCUUUAAGCUGUACACACAAGGAAACGUAGUGCCAGUUUGCUGUUUUUCAGAGUAUGAGAUACAAAAUUGUUCUAAUUUCAGUCCUACUGUCUAUGUUAACAUUUCUUGAUUCCAAAGUCAAUAAGUAGAAUAAGCAUUCCAAACAUGGACUGCUAGGGUACAGCCUUAUGGUUUCCCAGUCCCUUCUAAGCACCUUGUUUUAUGAAGGAAUGUUUUCAAAUAAGCCUACUAACAUUCAUUCCUUGAUAUUUUAAAAUGUGGUCAACUUCAUGCAGGAAUGCCUCUUUUAAGUAGCACUCUAAACACCAACACAAUCUCUUUAGUCUUCAUUUUUGCAGCUUAACUCAUCCAGUUAGCUUUCUUUUAUCACAAAAUGUCUUCCUGGAAGGUGAAAAGUGUAGCCCUGCAGCCAUUGCAGUUUUCUGCUGUUGGUGCUUGUAUGCUUGUUCAGCAGUUUACCACAACAGAUUAUUCUUUUAAAACAUCUGCUACAUAAUUAUUUUCCUUAUGAGUGUAACUCAUUUAUCUGUUAAUUUGAUAUUUUGAGACACUAAAAAAAAAAAGUUAAAAGGGACAAAAAAAACAACAAAAUAAUUUGAUUGUCUACUUUGCCAUUUGCCAUUGCAUUUGUUGCUUAAUUAUCGUCUCCACUAUUUUGGCCACAUGGUGUCCUUGUGAAGCCUAGUGCUAUGUGGCAGCCCUGCAUAGCUUUAUGGGAUAUGUAGUUCUGCUGAUGGCUUUUGUAUGUCUUCUCAUUUCCUUUUCGCUUGAUAUUAACAAAAAGAAAAGAUACAAAAUAAUUUGACUCCUAUUCACUUAUAUACUUUGCUUAAUUCAAGUUUUUUUUGUAAUUUUAUUAUAAGUAAACAUGAUUGUUUGCUUCUCCAUGCACGCUGUUCAGCUAAAAUAGCUGUACAUAUCGCAUAUGCAGAAAUUUUAUUUUUCUAACAUAAAGAAAAAUGGGUGAAGUGAAUGUGUGAUUUAUUUAUUUAUUUUUUUGCCUGAAAAAACCCCAAAAAUACACAUAAUCAAGACCUGCCAGAAAUAAAACCAUUUUGCAUUUCUUUUUGUGGACUGAGCACGAAACCAAUAUAUUCAGAUUUUCUCGGUUUAGUUAAUCUGUCACAUUAACUGUUUCACACUCUAUUUUAGUAAUUAAUGAUUACAGAGUAUUAAGCACUUGAUACCCGGAUCCAGAUGACUUUGAUGUAAACACAGUUUAAAUUACAUAAAUGUAUGAUUGGGUAGGCUUAGUCUCUUAAAGAUGGCAUAUAUUUUAAGGAGUGUAGGUUAAAUCUCCUCACCAUCACUCAUGUUUUAAUUAGUUGUGCUUCUACAAAACAGCUGCUUGUGGCAUAUUGUGAAAAUAGACCUUGUGCUGUUUCUCUGUUGGUGUGAAAUCGGGUGAACUCUGAUGCACAGUGGGGUUGCAAAAAGCCUGUGUUGUGUGUGUGUGCAAACAUUUGUAAACAGUGAAUCCUUGGCAAUUAGCAAAAGAGCGUGAAACAGCAGUUGAUUGCAUUGGCCUGUUUCCUUGGUAUUGGACGUUGUGCACUUUAAGUGACGUCUAAUGUCAGAAUAUUGUGAAGGAAAACCAAUAUCACGACCGUUGAAAUGUCAUCUAAAAGCAUAGGGCAGAGCUCCUCAGAGAUUUGCAUACACCAUACCAAAUGCAAAUUCAUGUAGCUGUAACCAUUUAUAUAAAACAUGCAGAUGUGGAGAAAAUGUUUGUUGUGGCGUUCCCUCCAUUCUCGCCCCCAUUUCCCCUACGUUUAUGCUGACAGCAUUUACUAUACGUUUUACAUCAUACAGUAGGGCUCCAAGUUUAGACUAACUGAAUACCCCAAUAAUCAUCUGACUUUGAUUAAUCAGUAAUGGAUAGCUCUUCGUCUGCAAUGGGAGUACAAGUCUUCUAAUCAGAAAAAAAACUAACAGCAAAGGCAUUGUUUACUGAUGGAUGAAGACGUUUACGGCAACUAGAGCACUACACAUUGCUGAGCGUUAAUAUAGAAUAUUCUGUUAAACCAAACUGGAUUUCCCCCCCCUCUGCUGCGUAGGAGUUCCCCAGAACAUUGUAUCUUUUUUUUUUCCUUCUUUUUGUUUUAAACAUUGCUGCUAUUUAAAUUGCUAGGACUUUGCUCUGUUGAGUUAGUCAACUUAAUUUUAUUAACUACAUUAGUUCAUAAUGAUUAACAUCUCUGCAUCCACAAACCUAAGCUGCCCAUCCUCCAUACUAGACAGGCACAUUGGUUGUUGGUCUUUGUUCCUGCAGAACAGCUGUGUCGAUAGUCUCAGCUGUCACUGACAGCUGCCUGUCACCAUCACCUGUGCAGCAUUUCAGCUGUUGGUCUGUCUUUCUGAUCUAUGAUAGCUCUCAAGUGAGCAAUACAAGCUUCAUGGGAUUACCCAUGGGCAGUCAACGGGUAUAUACCCAGCUGCUAUAGAACUACAACUCGCUGGAUGCUUUACUGAUGACAAAGGCAUUGUGGGAGUUAUAGUCCUACAAAGGCUGGGUAUCCACAUUUUAACCCUCCCUGGAUCGCAACAAAACAUUUAUGUGCACUCCAUACUUUAGAGGUUAAUGAGUACUUAUAUUUUUAAGUUACGCACAUGGUAAAUACAUGUCUUUAAGUAUCAUGUUUGUUCAGUGUUCCCCUUUGGUGUGCCAUCCUGUGACAUUUGCCCCUCAUCCACAAAAUGCUGUUUAAUCAAAGAAUCCUGUCAACUUUUAGGUUAAACAAGGAGGGGUUUAGUGAUCUAGUCAACUUUGUGCCCUGUGUAUGUAAGCCGAUAGCCUGAGCAGGUGACAUAAAUGUUCAUUGUCCGGUAUCUUGAUGAAGGAACAAACAACGCUUUAUUUUAUUAAUGACAUGGUUGCAUUACACAAACAGUGCACCUUGCUAUGGUUACAGAGUUACUCACUGCGUACCCUGAACCGAGUCGGUUGGCUCUAUGGCCUCUUAAACAUUAACAUGUUGCCAUGGCUGCAUGUAUGUUCUCCUAUGGCUGGAUUGGCAUAACAUUUUCUGCAUGGCUAAUCAGCAAGCCGUGCACUUUAGUUUUUUUUGUGGUUUUUUUUUAAUGUGGGGGGUAAAAAAAAAGUAAAUGUUAAUAACAAAAAUGACUGGGAUAAUAGUGGCACAACUGCAACGUCAGGGCUUAUGUAUCAACAUUUUCAAGUUCACUUUUUAUGAAGUUUUAUGUGAGCCCAUUGUUUGCCCAUUGUUUGCCCAUUCAAUUUGUUUUGUGGAGGGGAAAGGGGAGUUCAUAUAUUUGUUGUUUCCAAUGUAUGAAACCAGGUGUUGCACACUUUUUCUAUCCAGCAAAUCUUUUUUGCCAUUGGCAGAUUGACAUGCUUAAAAUUGUUAAUGUGCCUUCCCCUCCUAUUAUUACUACGUUAUCUUAUUAAUUGGUGAAUGUAACCAAUGGUAAAAUCAAUAGGAAUAUAAUGUGGUGGAAAUGGUUUUUAGUUUGGCAUAUUACAUAAAGUUGAGGUUUAUUCAUAAGACAAGGUAUUUGCACAAAAGUGACAUCGAAGGGAAUGUGCUACUUUGUAUAGAAAAUAAAACCCUGUAAUGUCUGUGUACCCUUUAUUCUAAACUAAAGCUAGCUCUUGUACUACAACUCCCAUGAUGCAUUGCCAGUAGCUCUAGUUUUACGCCAGCAUGGUGAUGACAUUCUAGCUAUUUCCAUUGUAGAGUGUUUUUAGUUAAAACAGAAUGCUUUGUCAUAGCAUUUGACCUUUUAUUCUGCAAAUAUUGCCAUCAGAUAUCUAUGAUAAGACCUGCAGGACCAAAACCACAAAUUUCCUCCACCCACAUGUUAAACAAUUACCUUUAAAUUACAUCUACAUUUACAAAGGGCAAACAACCUUCCGCCUACGAAAGGAUGUAUUGCUACAUUUUUAGUUGGUACGAUUGGUUGGUAGACACUAAGCUUAAUGUACUGUAAUGUUAAAGGAACACUAUAGUCACCUAAAUUACUUUAGCUAAAUAAAGCAGUUUUAGUGUAUAGAUCAUUCCCCUGCAAUUUCACUGCUCAAUUCACUGUCAUUUAGGAGUUAAAUCACUUUGUUUCUGUUUAUGCAGCCCUAGCCACACCUCCCCUGGCUAUGAUUGACAGAGCCUGCAUGAAAAAAAAAACUGGUUUCACUUUCAAACAGAUGUAAUUUACCUUAAAUAAUUGUAUCUCAAUCUCUAAAUUGAACUUUAAUCACAUACAGGAGGCUCUUGCAGGGUCUAGCAAGCUAUUAACAUAGCAGGGGAUAAGAAAAUCUUAAUUAAACAGAACUUGCAAUAAAGAAAGCCUAAAUAGGGCUCUCUUUACAGGAAGUGUUUAUGGAAGGCUGUGCAAGUCACAUGCAGGGAGGUGUGACUAGGGUUCAUAAACAAAGGGAUUUAACUCCUAAAUGGCAGAUGAUUGAGCAGUGAGGCUGCAGGGGCAUGUUCUAUACACCAAAACGGCGUCAUUAAGCUAAAGUUGUUCAGGUGACUAUAGUGUCCCUUUAAUGUUGACAAUAUAUUUUCAGAGUUCAAAUAGCAACUGUCAAUUUGAAUAAUGAAGAUAGCUGACCUGUGAAUGUCCAGUCUUCUUCCAUUUUUGGAGUUCUUACUUUGUCUAUAGAACUCACAAGAUCAUAUGGCUUUUACUACAUCUUUGCUCUGACCAAAAUCUUAUCCACACUUGUAACUAACCCUUCUAUAUGAUAUUUUUAAUUUCAGACACAGACGCUUUACUCAACAUUUUACAUAUUAUUUUCAUUUUUAUUUUUAUUGAUGAGAACUAGCAACCUUUUGCAGAUUCACACCUUCUGGUUCUCCAAAGAUUGGCAUUUAAAGUUCCAGUGGUUUCUGUCACUUUUCAACCUUUAGCUAAAUUGAUUAAAUUGCAGAGUUCGUUUAUUGUAUCAUCAUAUUUUGAAUUCUGUCAUCCAACUUGUAAAUUUUACUGUUUUUUGUUUUUGUUUUGUUUUUUUCAGAGCUCCUGAGAUAAUUUUGGGGUUGCCGUUUUGUGAAGCCAUAGACAUGUGGUCCCUGGGCUGUGUGAUUGCUGAGCUUUUCCUUGGGUGGCCGCUUUACCCUGGAGCACUGGAGUACGAUCAGGUAUGGGUGGGAAUAAGCUGCUCCCUUAGCUGUAAGGACCCUUGUAAAAUUGUGGAGAUUGACAUUAGUGUAUUUCUUGUUAGUCCAAAUCUAUUAUCUGGAUCUUAAGAGGAAUGAGCAGGGAUUUUAGUACCCUUCCUGUUUUUUAAUUGUUCUAGUGUUCAUCACUUGUCUUCUGCACAGCAGAACAGGGUUCAUGCAUUCAUGUAGAAAUAAGGAGCCAGAAAGAUGGUUCUCUUCCAAAUGUAGUCACAGGCAGCAUAAUUCCUAGUUGAUGGAAUAAGUAUCUCCUACUGAAGGCAGGACAGAGCUCCCAGACGUUUUUGCUCCUCCUCAAAAUCACCAGAUGAAAUGUGGCCUUAUGUGGCUGAGGUUGAACAGGCAUAACACACUGUAAGCCAUGGCUCCCAGGAUUUAUGCAGCCCUACUGCUUAUUAGCUCUUUCUGUGCUGCAAUCCCUUCCUUUACGUGUGAUGUCACCUGACACUGAAUCGUAUGGUAUGCACACUAUUUUGCAUAUGUAUUCCUAAACAGAAUCUGCUACGUAUUCAAAAGGAUUUCUGGUUCAUAAUUCUGAAAAUUGAAUUGAUCUGCACGGACAGUUCAUUGGUUUCCUUGGUGACUUCUCCACGUUUUAUAAUGAUGACCCAGAAUCGCACUUUAUAAACUGUUUUAAGUGCAUUGAGAUUUAUAUAGGGCUUAGAACAGAAAACCAGAAUGUAAAUGGUAGAGAAGAUUGUGCCAACCCACCCACAUAGCGUUAUAUAAAAAAAAAAAGUACAAGAUAUGAAACGGUGUAAUAAACAAGAAUUAGGAAGAGCCUGUUAACCAUUUCACAGCAGAAAACAUACUUUUUAUUUUAUAAUUAUAAUACAUGUAUAAACAUGCUUGUCUUAAAAACUGUUGAAAGUGGUUUAAUUAACCCAUAAAGAACAUUGAAGUUACAUGUCAUCAGACUGUUUUCUUAUCCUCUUUAGCAUGUAUCUCUAAGGAGCAGAAAUCUUUGUGGGAAUAUAUUCUAAAAUUGGAGUAAUGCUCAUGUCCUUUAAUCUUGAUUUGUUAAAUAAAAAUAUAAACACAUUAGUGUUGCAUAAACUUUGUGAAAUUUACUGUUCCAGAACAUCCAAUACUGCUUCUCAUAGAAGUAUAAUUUUGUAGAUCCCAACUCCACUCUCGAGAUAUACAUAUACUAGAAUAUUUAUGUUCAUCUAUUAAUGUUGUAUAAACACGUUUAAAAAAAGGGCUGAACUGUUUGUCAAGUAGGCUGUCCAAUUAAGUAAUUUCACUAAUUCAAGUCAUGCAUUUUUUUUAUAAUACUUCCUUGUGUGCAAAUAAAUAGUGUAGUGUUUCACGCUGAAGCUUUGCAUAUGUCAAUAUGUAUGUAUCAGUGGCAUAACAUUCUUUGUCAAAAAAGCAGAAGUUAUAUAUUUUCAUUAUCUAUAUUGGAGAAACCAGCUUCCUUUAUUUAGUUUUAACAGCAGCUCAAAUUUAAUGUGUUCCGAAACUGUAUCUCACAGCUAGGCAAUCUCUGGCCAAUAGCUAUUUUCUCAUUAUAACACACAUUCUAGGACUUGCUGCAGGUCUGCCAUCUUAAAACACCAUGGCCUUUAUCUCAUUAUUUUGAGGCCUACGUUCGGUGUAUAGCUGGACUACGGACAUGUACCGUCACUCAAUGUGGAGGUUUUGAUAGUGUAGCUAGAGCCAUUGCAAUAGAAUAAGUGCUUCAUGUGAAGUUUUAUCAUUCUAUUUGGAGACUUCUUUUCCAUGGCAGUGAGAGUUGUAUCACAUUUUGUAAGGCGAGGUGUGGCAAGUUUGGUUUUGAUUUGGAAGCCAGACUUCAAGUCACAGCAAAUUCCACUUGGCUCUCAGUAUUUUUUAUGUGUAUUGUACAUACACAACACCCACAUAAAAAUAAAACUUACAAUAAAAAAAAAAACACUGUAUGAAUUGAGGGUUUAUAGAGAUUACCAGAUGAGUCUUUGUCUUUCAUCUGUGGUUCUUGAUAUGGGUAGAAUGACCACAACUUUAUUUUGUAGGCCAAUAAUAUUUUAAAACAGUCUGCUAGUUGCCGUAAUAAAACCUGUGAAAUGGUUGCCCUGUGUGCAAGUCAUCCUCUGUUUAUCAACAAUGUAUGAUAUUUUUUUUUUUUUUUUGGUUCCAGAUCCGAUACAUUUCCCAGACCCAAGGGUUACCUGGAGAACAAUUGUUAAAUGUGGGUACAAAAACCUCCAGAUUUUUCUGUCGUGACCCUGAUGCUCCAUACCCCAGCUGGAAGCUAAAAGUAAGCUUUCAAAACUUCUCAACGAGAAAAGUGUACAGAAUUUUAUUGUAUUAUAUUUUGUGUGUGUAUGUAUAUAUAUAUAUAUAUAUAUAUAUAUAUAUAUAUAUCUAUCAAUGCAUUUUUUUCAGGCUUCAUUUAUUUUACCACCAUAUUUGAGGGUUUCCUUAGUUUUAAGGGGGUGAAAAACCCCAGUCCGCUCAUCAUAAGACUUGGAGCAGUUAUCGGAGUACAUGUGUUGCAUAGUUUCAACAAGUUUUAUAUGAAAUGCUGUAAAUGCAAAAUGAGGCACGGUUUGCUUCAUUUAUGAAAUCCUGCACACGUUAAUAAACACCACAUUACAACUUUAAACUGCUUUUGAGAAGUUUUAUUCAUAUUUCAGGUUUUUUAUUUAUUUAUUUUUUUAUAUAACUUUUGUUUUCUGACUUUGAUCCAGCUCAGAAUAUCCCUGAAUUUAGACAUGUUCUAAGAUUUUUAGUUCAACUGAAUUGUUCUGAACUUCAUCCAUAAACUAUUUGGUGCAAUUUCGAGUCAUGUUAAGUCUAACUAUCUGAGGCUAUUCAAAGGAGACCAUUUGCAAUUUGAGGCUACCACAUUUUGAAAAUGACCUCCUAAUGUUUGCCUCUAAAUGUCCACAAAUUAAAUCUUAUGGAUUUGGAUAUUUGAUAGUUACCAUAGAAUAACUAACAUGUCUGCAUAUUGGUUCAGGUCAUCAUUGCUGCAUUUAGACAUGUGUACUGCUUGGCAUUAAAACCCUUCAUAUUUCUGUCACCUACAGACUUUGGAAGAACACGAAGCAGAGACAGGAAUGAAAUCUAAGGAAGCCAGGAAGUAUAUUUUUAACAGUUUGGAUGAUAUAGUGCAUGUAAGUACUGUGUGAAUAUUUAUUGCAUGAUGUAAACACCGCAUUCUAGCUCUAUUUUAACUGACUGUAAUACUGACAGUCAUAAAAAUGUUUUGAAAAUUGAGAAAGCAUGGCUUAAGACCAUGGAUGUCCAAGAUCCACCCUUCAGCUAUUUUUGGACCAAAUUUUAUUACUCUAAAUUCUACACGCCAGACAAGGGCUAAAGGUGGGACUCCCCUUCUCUAGGCCAGUGCUUACCAGGAUUUGUAUGCUAAUGUGGCUGUGGAUUAAACUUGAACCUCAGCUUGCAUGAUAGCUGUGUUAAUACAUGUUUUUUUAUUGGAUUAUAUUAGUGUGUUUUUGUAGAGGGCCCGUAAAAAGAAUUAAUAUACCCAGAUUCAUUGACAGUUGGUACUGAGCCACCAUUUAUUUGGGUGAUGAUUGGGCAAGCUUUGUUUAAUGCUCAACAUCCAGCGGUGUCACAUUACAAGGCAACGUAGAACCAGCCAUAAGUCAUGUCCUUUCGUGUUGCAAAUGUUGCCUUACUAGCACUGUGUCAUAGAUGGGAUUAUGGUAUAUUAUAUGAAAUCAUGGGUUAAUGUUUGACAUUACUCAGGGAAAUGUGAAAUUGUGAGGUGAUAUGACUAAGGCCUAAACAUAUUUCCACCGACUCUUGAAUACUUCCCCAUCAUAUACCAUAUACAUGUGGCAGCUAUGUACAACUUGUAUAGAUGUCAACGUAUGUGUUGUAGAAACUGUUCACAGAAGCAUUAAAAUUAUGCAUCAAGAAGUAUUUGUCCUGAUGAACAAUUCAUAAAUUUUAACCCAUUAUUUAUUUUGUGUAAUGUCAAACUACCUUAAACACUGAUUAAUACAAUAUAUUUAAACUUCUUGUAUCACAGGUGAACAUGGUGAUGGAUCUGGAUGGUAGUGACUUGGUGGCAGAGAAAGCAGAUAGAAGGGAAUUUGUGGGCCUGUUAAAGAAAAUGUUGAUGAUUGAUGCUGAUGCGAGAAUCACUCCGACUGAUACCUUGAACCACUCGUUUGUUACCAUGAAGCACCUUUUAGAUUUCCCACACAGUAAUCAGUAAGUUUCCCAGCAUUUUUUGUCAAGGCACACUCUGGACCCAUAAAGCACUAUGUAUGAAGAGUGUGUCCUCUGCCUUGCAAAGUCUUCUCAUUGAGCCGCAUCUGGAAGUCUGUAAAUGGACAGCAACAGAAAGUCUGGGCGGAGUUAGAAGGGGAGGGCUUGUUGUAAAGGCUUUAAACAGGAGAUUUGCAGGUUUUGCAGAUUGUAUAUCAGAUACACCAUAAAUGGAAAAAUUUAUAAUUAAAUUCAUGUAUGUUUUCUUUUGGAAUAUAUUUAAGUCUGUUAUUGCUAUUUCUCUAUUACACCAAAAUGUGUAAUCAGCCUUCUUAUUCUGUUAUUGAUGUACUAAUAUUGGAAAAUGUGGCUCCACUUGUAGUAGUGAAUGCACAGUGUGUUUUUUAGAAAUGUAAAUACACUUUUCACUUAUCACCUAGCAUUAUUUGCCAUCAAAUUUUGCAUUGAGACAUGUUGGCUAGUUUGCUACUAUUUAUAUUUAAAUCAAAACUUGAUUUUUGACUCGGUUGCAUUGUUCUUUAGGAUCAUUGGAAGGCUUAAGUACAUGAAAAAUCUAUAUGCUUCUAGACUUGCAUUUUUGAUGCCAGUGCAGAGGUUGUUUUUUUUGGUGUGUGUAUUUUUAAUUAAAAUAUAUCUAUACAAUCUAACAAGCUUUUGCAAGCUACCCAUUGCCCUGUGCAGGGCGAACUCAUCGGCUGAGAGGGUCAAACGGUUUGACUUCUCACCUUGGUAAGGUACCAGCACUCCUGAAAUCAUAAUUUCUACCGAGGGUUGUAGUGUUUAUGGUAUUUGGCAUGUUACAUUAAACAUCUGCUUAUCUCAAAUAUUUACUUUUCAGCCCAUUAUCUCCAUUUAUCAAAUGCAAUAUUUUGCCAAUGCUUUAGGUUUUUGAUAACAGGAAGCUAUUUUAAGAGUUGACCUUGGUCAUACAACUGUUGCUGAGCUUUGUUUCCCAUAAUUCUCUGUUAGAGUCCAAGUUUGGCCCUGUAGCAUGUUGCCUCAAACCACUGCAGCUGGAAAGGUUUAGUUGUGUCUGUGUGUCUCAAAUUAACAUGUUCAUUCAUAUUGAUGAGUUUAAUUAGUUCAACAGUAGAUGACUUGGAGACGCUUUCUAUAAUUAUACACUUGAGCCAAAACUGACAUCUGUACUUACUUCAGUGGCAUAUCACCUCCUGUGCUUGUCUUUACAAAUUCUAUAUUAAUCUUGUAAAACUCCUCUUUUAUUCCCCCCCGCCCCCGCUUAUCUUACUGUCCAAAAGUACACCAGAGUAUUAAACCACAUGUAGAAAUACAUGCAGUCACUAUAGGUCUUUGCUCAUUCUUCUCUUUCCAAAACUAGUUAGAGUUUCCUCCUAUGGCUGGAAAGACUGAAUUUUACCCUACGUUCUCUGCACCAUAAACACCUCAAAUAUGGAUUCAGGGUCUCCCAGUCUUCACACAUUUAAGCCAAUCACUUCCAAACCUAACUGUUUCUGACUACAUUGAUUGCCUUUAGACAGUUAGGGCUUAUACUCCAGGCCCUUAAAAUGGUAGAUUGCUUUUACCAUAGCAGCUAUCGAGAUGUUUGAGGCUUAUUGCUUUUGUCUUCUUCCCUUGCAGUGUAAAAUCUUGUUUCCAUAUAGUGGAUGUUUGCAAGUCACGACCCUAUUUGUGCGAUGCAGCCAACCGCAAUAAAACAUCCAUAAUGAGACCGAUUGUGGCAGCCAAUGCAGCUAAUAUUUCAGCUGGCUUCACCAAAAUUGGUACAGUCAGGGGUCAGGUAAGUGUUGUGAAUCAUGUCAUUACCCAAGAUUAAGUUGACGGAAGUAAAUGAUUUUUUUAAACAUUUUAUUUAUAUUUCUAAAGGGGUACUGUCAUUUUUGUUUUAUAUUUGGUUUAUGACACUAGUACACAUUACUAAAGCCUUUACUAGGAUGAAAUGUUCAGCAGAAGCUAACAGCCGUCCACUUACUUGUGCAGAAUAAGCAGUUUAGUGAGCUCUGUUAUCAUGAUGAUCAUACGGCCAAUGAUUUCUAACUCACAUGAUCCUGCAUAUUGUGAAUUACAGCCAGUCACGCUCUCAUGCUGGGUUCCAGCUGAAAAUACCGCAGACUGAAAUCGUAAGCAUUACUUACGCCAAUCCUUAAUGUUCAAAAUGUCAUGUGCCAAACAAUUAAACCAGCCACAGAAAUAGUUUCAAAGAAAAAGUGCAUCCAAGCAUCGUCAAACUUGAAUGAAAAAAAUAAAAUAAAAAAAAAGCUUAAUUUAAUACACCCUAAUCACAAACAUGACAUGAUUCCUUUAUAGAGAUUUUGUUUUUCAUUGACAUUUCCCAGCAUUAUAAUACAAAUUUAAUUACUGAUGAUUAAAAUAUUCUGCACGAGGCUUGUACAGCAGUAUGGAGUUUUUUAUUUCUUUUUUAAAAAGGCAAAUUUGUAAGGCAGGAAGUCUGCGUUAAACCCUGCAAGACAAUCUUCCUCUUUUCUGCGUGUUCUUGUAUACAAAAGUUGUUGCGUUUGAGCCCUCUGGUGGUGAAAUGAAAGAUCUGUGUCAGAGUGAGAUUAGCUGCAGUACCAAUGAUGGGGUUUUACUUUGAGCCCAUCCUGCAGGACAACUUAAUGUUACUAAAACUUGUAUUAACAUAAUGAUACACUCCUUUCUCCUCCUACUCGUGCUAUAAAACACUGAAAACCCCAAACUGCUCCAGCUCUGAGAACUAGGUAACUGAUUCAUGGUUUUGUUUGAUCUCUAUGGAGUUGGUGAAGUUGCAGGUUGUUCCCCAGUGCCCUGCAUUUUUCAGGCUGGUGGAUAUGGCUUAAAGUUUCAGCUAUGCCUGCUUAUAAGAAGAGUGCUAACAUGCAAUUUGAAUACACUGCCAACUCUGGCCAGGUGUGGAACAUAAGCACAGUGAAAGCAUGUCCAGUUACCAAGGCAUUUUUUAUGGUGUAACGCACACUUGUGUGGCGAAGGUUUCCACUGCAAUUCACAAAUUCUAAAGCUAGGAAACCUUUUCUUUCCACGGUCAUUAAUUAUUGUUUCAUACUGUGUAAAGAAUGUGAUUUUUUUUUUUUUCUAUAUUUGACUUGAUUUUAUUUAUUUAUUUUUUAUCCCCAGGCCUUACCAACAUCUGGGCAUUCAGUUAUACACCAUGCGAUACCCGUGCAGGCAGGAACUGCUCCGUUUGGUUGCAAUGAUGCUUUCCAGCAGACACUGAUCCUUUGCCCUCCAACAUUGCAAGGUAUUCAUGUGUUCAGCGUUAAUGCAGAGAAUCUGUGAUAUGUAAAAGUUACAGUUAUAAGCUAUAAUACAAUGCCAUAAGGGAUUCAUGAACAAUCUGCAGAUUCAGUGGUCCUGGCUAUUAUUGUUCCACAUUAUUGAUAUACUGCAGUGGGCACCAGAAACAAACUCUCUGUUUCUCUGAUGUGUAUUUAGUACAAAUGUAUUAAAGGGACACUAUAGGCACCCAGACCACUUCAGCUCAUUGAAGUGAUCUGGGUGCACUGUCCCAGGCCCCUUAACCCUGAAAUUGUAAUUACUGCAAUAAUUACAUUGCUGGGUUAACUCCACCAGACAGCCUCUAGAGACACUUCCAAUAGGGAGCUAUAGUGUUAGGAAAACAACCUUUUUGUUUUCCUAGCAGUAUAGUUUUCCUUUAAACAAUUGUUGCAUUUUGUUGUAUUAACAUUAUUUUACAAUAUGGGAAAAAUUAGCCCACUCCACCUGAAUUUACAACACUAUUUUAAACAAACCACUACAAAUUAUUUUGCUUCUUGUUUACACAGGAAUCCCACCAAAUGGAAAGCCGACAAGUUACUCAGUGCGUGUGGAUAAUGCAAUCCCUCUGGUAACGCAGGCAGCAGCCAUGCCUCUGCAGAUUAGACCUGGUGUCCUUUCUCAGGUAGGCUUUCUUAAAAUAAAUAUCUGUAUUUGACUCUUAAGGCUCUCAUGUUUUCUUUGUAAUGCUGAAUGCAUUAUAAGCCGUGCUUGAAUCUACUUUGCUGACUAUAUUAUUCUUUCUAUCCUAGCAUGCGUGGUCUAAUGGAACACAGCAAAUAUUGGUUCCUGCCUGGCAACAGGUGACAACUAUGGCUCCAACAACAACACUUGCCUCUGACACAAUGGCUGGAGCACAAAGAAUUGGAGACUGGGGGUAAGCUAUUCUCAAGGCUUACUCUAUGACUGGGCAAUGGUCAAGAUUAACACUACUGCAGCACUAUUGCAAAAACUGUGCUGGUUUUACAGCUUAAAUUUUUUUUUUUUCAUUGCAGUAGAUCAUUGAGUCAUGACUGUGGGGCUGUCCCAGCUAGUGUAUUAGUGAGCCGGUUUAGCUUCUUAUUGUUGCACUCUAUAUGUCAAUAAGUGAUUAACUGGGGUUAGAUUAGGUGUCUAUUAGUCGUCUAUUAGCCAAGAUUGUUAAAGAUGAUGGUUUCACUAGGAAGGAUUAGAAGACAGAUGAGACACAAAUAUUUUUGCAAUGGAUACCACUCAGAUGUUUAUGCAAACAAAGUUAGCUGACAGCUGUACUGGCCUGACCCAUCACUACUGCUCUUGCUUAAAGUGGUACUGAAAAUGCUUUUUCUUUUUUAAAGGCAGAAAAGUGUUGAGUUUGUGUUGGGAAAACUGAUCUAACAAUACACUUGCACUGUGCUUCGUGGGAAGCUUUCUGUAGUUUCCUACUUUUGGUUCAGGACACGAGCACAUACCCCGGUUUACAUGACAAGGACCCUAAAUUGUGCUCGUCCUGUUGAAUUCAUGGUUUUCUAGUGCAAUAGAAUAAGAACUAGAUAAUACCAGCUUAUAACUUUCUAAUUUAAUACAUAAAAAUAAGGAGCUCUAGUCUCUCACAUAACUAAAAGCUAUUGUUGGGUGAGAUCUAAUUGAAGAAAUGUUGCCAUGUACAUUUCCUUGUUACAUAUCCUCAUUAUAAAAAACAUUUUUUUUAUCUUUAUAGGUGGUGAACAGUUUCUUAUAUAGAUAAUUGUGUACUUUUUAAACUGCUUUUUACUGCUUGGUGAUUCUGCAUGGCUCCUAAUCUUGUGUUCUCUAAAUUAGAAUCUCAAAUUCACAACAUCAUUUUUAUCUUUUUCUUUAGGAAAGUAAUUCCACAUGGAAACCAUUACAGCUCGAUGAUUCUGCAGCCUCUUUUAACCAACCAAAUGACAUUAUCUGCCCCUCAGCCUAUUAGUUUAGGCUUUGCUCAUGUCGUGUGGCCACAGCCCACUGCUAACAAAAGAAAUAAAGUCUGUCAAAACAGGUAAGCAAGGAGUGAAUGGCCUGGUGCUGAUCCCUUACUUCUCCAGCCAGGAGAGCUAAAUGUAUAUCUUAUCACUUACUCAGUGAUACUGAGCUGUUAAGCUAGCUGUUACAGGGGAGUGGGAUUGAUGAAGUGUGAUAAGGUUUGUUUAAUCCAUUUAUUAUUGAGAAAAUGUGUAUGUGAUUGAGCUGCAAUUAAUAAAUAAUAUAUAUAUAAUCAUAAUUCAAAACUUUUAUAGUCACUGACAUUUUUCUUUCCUAAUGGAGUUCUAAUUCCGCAGAUCAACAGGAGUCUCGUGGUUAAAGUUAAAUUAUUUUUGCACUAGCUGUGCUGAGAAUUUUCCAUAAGUUGUAAUGGAUUUUUCACUUUUAAAAUCUUAGCAUUCCUCAUCUGUUUUAAAAACAUCAUAACCACAACAUCAUCAACAAUCAUAAUUCUAUUUUCAUCUUUGCAGAAGUAACCCAAUGAUAGACACAGUUGUCCCCAAUCCACCAACUGCCUCUCCAAAGAUAUUAAACAGCUCAAAGACCAGAAAGCAGGAAGAUUGCGCCUUACAGCAGGACAAUCAGAACUCCUCAGAAGAGGAGGAGAACUUGUGUAAGGCUUCUGAGGGGCCGGCCCCCGACAUUUCCAACCAACAGAGGCAAACAAUAGUUAUAGCAGAUUCACCAAGUCCGGCAGUGAGUGUCAUCACCAUCAGCAGUGACACAGACGAAGAGGAUCCAACACAGACACUUUCAUUGCGAGAGUAAGUUACUUGCAAUUUUCUGGUGUGGCACUGUCUACAUCAAUAUCCACUGUGAGUCAGUGGGAAUCUUGAGUCCGAUUUAUUCCAAACAAAAAGCGUUUCUUCUACAGCCUGUUAUAUUGGUUAUUGGUCUAGGAAGCUGUCCCUGAAACCUUACCUUUUAAUAUCUUCUUGUUAAUAUCUGGUGCCUAAGUGCUGCUCCGUUUCACUGAUGUGCUUAUGCCAUACAAAAGGACGACUAGAUUUCUCUGUAUGAAGUGAGUAGAAAGAACAUGGAGUUUAGGUGUCGGAGAUUAUCAAGAAAAUUAGUGAAUUAAAUGCACGUUUUCAGGGAUAGCUUCCUUCACCAUAAUUACUGUAAUUGGCUAUGCUGGUCAUGGUACGCGCUGUGCCUUUUUAAAAAAUGUGUACUGUCACCUAAAAUUUCUAUAUCAUUCCUUAUCUGAAGGGUGCUUCCGUCAUGAUAAACCUAUAAAACAAUAAUAAAGUGAAAAAUUUAAAUCCUUUCAAAGUUUCCAGAAGAAACACCAGGCAGAGAUGCUCCAAUCACUUGUUCUGGUUUAUGGACAGUUUUCUUACCAGGUGAACUCUUGUCUAGCAGGGAUUUAUCUGUAAGUAGUUUAUCCACAAAGAGCAGUUCCACUUAUCUUAUAGUAUGAUUGGAACUUCUGUAAGAAAUGAAAGCUGCCAUACCGCAGUUUCGUGAACUGAGCUACGUGCAGCUUUCAGCAAAAUCAUGGUCUCUCCUUUUUCCAGUCUGUGCUUUAGGUUGUGCUUAUACAUAAUACAAUAUACAGUAUGUCCAUUACCAAGACACAUUUGUCUUUUGAAUUAAUCUCCUUUGGUGCAACUCAAAGGGGCAGUUUAAACAACACAACCUCAACAGCUUGUUGCAGUGGUAAUGCUUUUAGUAGACUAUGGACAUUCUGUGCCAAAACAUUUUAAGGUAAUUCCACCCAUGGUCUAUUAGCAACAUGACCACUACAACAGACUUGUAGUGGUUAUUGUGCAUAGACUUUAAAUUUAUUUUUAAAGCGAACAGUGGGUGAGAGUGAAUUAACAUGUCUCCUUUGUUAACAGGUGUAAGGGCAGCCUGGACUGUGAAGCUUGUCAGAGCACCCUGAAUAUUGAUCGUGUGUGUUCCCUCAGUAGCCCUGACAGCACAUUAAGCACCAGUUCUUCAGGUCAAUCCAGCCCAUCUCCAUGCAAAAGACCAAACAGGUAACUAGUUUAAGUGGUCAUGAACAUCCCAAAUUGUAAUUCUGUGUGCUGUUACAAAUAAAAGUAAUCAUAAUUUAAAAUUCUUCUAUAUAUGAGAUAUUUAAAGAAGCACUGAACUGUAAGUUGCCAAGCAUACAGAAAUAUAAAAAUGGAUUUAUUAAUACAGGAAAGCAAAAACAUAUUGCGCUAUAGUUACUUUUUAUUCUUCAUAUUCUGGUGUAGAGUAAUAUUGGAGUGACGGAUGUUGCUCCAUUCUGCUAAAAUGCUUGCAUAUUGUUUUUGGAAAGGGACUUACCUCUGUGUAUAGACAUGCAUUGUGCAGAGAUUUCGGGGAAAGAUUCUACUACUUGUACAUUCCAAGACUAUCUGUCUUCCUAUCUGCAAAAACUGUGAGCUUGAUAUCAAUGUAGAAAAAUGAGAAUGAGGUUAUUUUUAUAAAGCUCUAUCAAAUCUUGUCCUGUACAGUAGAUACCUAAAGUAGCAUCUUCUUAAAGGAAUUUGAAGCCGUUUUAGUGUAUAGAUAAUGCUGCUGCUGUCUCAAUGCUCAGUUCACACAAUCCCCCAGUUGUGACUGACACAGCAUGCAUGAAAACAAAAUGCUUUAAUUUUCAGUCAAGUUUGACAACACAGUGAGUUUACUUUAGCAGUACGUAUCUCCUGCUCUAUUUGAAGUUUACACACACAGGAGGCUCCUGCUGGGUCUAGAAGACUAUUAAUAGAGCAGGAGAUUAGAAAUUAACAAUUAAACAGACGUUGGAAGUUUAACCCCAUCCCACACUCGGACGUAUCAGUCAUGUUCAACAAAAAACGGUCCUUAAGGACCGUGGACCUACCGGAUACGUCCGCAGCUAAUUAGAGCGCUGGAAGCGAUCAUGAUUGCUUCCAGCUAGUAUAACUGUAUUGCAGCGAUGUCUCGAUGUCGAGGCAUCCUGCAAUACCUCCACUCACUGCUGGGCCACCGGUCACCGAUCAGUUCCAGGUUGCUCCACGUGGCGCCCGGCAGUGAGGCAGAGCAUCGGACACCAUUAGGUAGACUUCCGAUGCUCUGCCUGUGCUGAUUGCCUCGAGGGGUCGAGGCACUCGGUGAAGAUUAAAAUAAAUAAUAAAACAUAUCACAGCGAUGAUAUUGUCAGUGAAAGUGAAGUUUUUUGCAUUUUUCACACACAAACGGCACUUUCACUGAAACGUGAAACACUAAUAUUUGUAUUUAGCAAAGUCUUCCGAGUAGAACAGUACCCCCCAUGUACAGGUUUUAUAGUGUUUUUGAAAGUUGCAGUGUAAAAUAUAAGUGUGUUCUUUCACAUUGAAAUUUGCCAGAUUGGUUAUGUUGCCUCUGAGAGCAUAUAGUAGCCCAGGAAUGAGAAUAACCCCUAUGAUGGUAUACCAUUUGCAAAAGAAGACAACCCAAGAUAUUGCAAAUGGGAUAUGUAUUUUUUUACUAGCCACUACUAAACACUGGCUAAAGUUAGCUGUCAUAAUUGUUUUUUGCAUUUUUAACACACAAACAAAUAUAAAUGCUAACUUUGGCCAGUGUUUGUGACUAAGUUGCUACUAAAAAAGACUGGACAUACCCCAAAUUGAAUAUCCUGGGUUGUCUACUUUUCAAAAAUAUAUGGUUUGAUUGGGGGUAAGUUACAUUGGCUGGCUUCAAAAAUGUCCCAAAUAGGACAUGGCUGCAUGAUGACCAGCUGUGAAAAUUCCAAGUUGGAAAACUGGAAUGCGCACCCCCCAAAUAAGGUCUUUUAGCCCCCAGAGAACCUGACACACCUAUACAUGGGUGGUAUCACUGUACUUGGGAGAUGUUGCUGAACAGAUAUUGGGGUGUUCCCUGGCAAUAACUCUUAAAGUUCUCAGUACGUGUAUUCAUAAAUUGCUGUGUCUGUCAAAAAAAUCACCAAUUAUUAUUUUUACAUUUUUUAUUUGGCAAAGAUUGGUGGUAAAAUGGUUGCAUGAAAAGAGAAAAGAGUCAAAAUACCCCAAGUUUAAUAGCUUAGGUUGUCUUCUUUUAAAAAAUAUAUACAUAUGAAGGGUUAUUCAGGGAUUCCUGACAGAUAUCCAUGUUAGAAUGUAACUUUUGUUAAUUUUGAAAAAAAAAAAAAUGGUUUGGCAAUAGCUAGUUGUACUUAUUGCCCUAUAAUUUGCAAACAAAAAGCUAAGAACAUGUUAACAUUGGGUAUUUCUAAACUCCGGACAAAAUUUUGAAACUAUUUAGCAUGGUUGUUUUUUGGCGGUUGUAGAUGCGUAGCAAAUUUGGAGGUCAAAGUUCAUUAAAGGACAACUAUAGCCACCCCGACCACUUCAGCUCAGUGAAGUGGUCUUGGUGCCAGGUGCCUCUAGGGUUAACCCUGCAGCUGUAAACAUAGCAGUUUCAGAGAAACUGCUAUGUUUACACUAAUGUUAAUCCAGCCUCUAGUGGCUGUCUCACUGACAGCCGCAAGAGGCACUUCUGCGCUUCUCACUGUAAAAAUCACAGUGAAGCCCCUGACGUCCAUAGGAAGGCAUUGAGAAAUGCUUUCCUAUGGACUGAUUGAAUGCUCCCGGCACUGGAGAAAGGUAAGCGUUUAACCCCUUCAGCCUGGAGAGAGUGGGACCCUGAGGGUGGGGGGGACCUAAUGACCCUAUAGUGACAGGAAAACGAGUUUGUUUUCCUGGCACUAUAGUGGUCCUUUGUGUGUGUUUUUUUUUGUUUGUUUGUUUUGUUUUUCUUUCUUUCAUUAUUUCAUCAUAUUUUAUAAAAGAUUUUUUUAUAGUAAAUUAUAUAUGAUAUGAUGAAAGUAAUGGUAUCUUUACAAAGAUCAUUUAAUGGUGAGAAAAACUGUAUAUAAUAUGUGUUACAGUAAAUGAGUAAGAAGAAAAUUACAGCUAAACACAAACACCGCAGAAAUGUAAAAACAGCCAUUGUCCCAAAUUGAAAAGCGGCCUGCUCACUAAGGGGUUAAACAUCUCUGCACAGGAAAUGUGUAACCAGACUGUGACUAGGGCUGCAUAAAUAAAGUGAUUUAACUCCUAAAUGGCAGAGAAUUGAGCAGUUAAACUGCAGGGGCAUGUUCUAUAAAACAAAACUGAUUCAUUAAGCUAAAUCUCUCUAGGUGCCUAUAGUGUCCCUUUACAUCUUGCAGGCAUUGUUGUAGACAUUGGCAAAAGCUGACUACUUAUUAUUUCCCAUAUUCUUUGUAGAAUAAAAAUGUAUUUCAUAUUGACAUAAAUGUAGUUGACUAUUUAUAUGCAAUCAUUGGGAAUUAAACCGCACACAAGCCUGCUGAAUUGUCCACGUGAUUUUGCUAGUGGGGCCUUCAGGAUUGAGUUUAAAGGUUUGCACUGUAUUUGAUGUGAUGUAUUUAUUUUGAUUGGAAGUAGUCAUAGUCUGUAAAGCAGUAUAUCUCAAUUGUCUUAUAGGUUUUACAGUCACUUUUUUUUGUAAGUUGUGCAGCUUUUUCAGAUGCUGGCUGACAUUGCUUUUUUUCCUUCUCACUUUUGCAGCAUGUCAGAUGAUGAGCCAGAGAGUGGCUGCGACACUGUGGAUGGAUCUCCAAGUUCCGAUUCUUCGGGGCAUGACAGCCCGUUUGUAGAGAGCAGUUUUGUCAGGGAUCCUAAUCAAAACACUGAGACUCGGACUUCAGAGAAAGCUGAGAGCAAACCUGCAGUGUGCACGGUUGUGGUUCCACCCAUCAGGAUAGAAAACCGCCGUGUCAAUUCACAUCGGGUGUCAAACAAAGGUCAGAUAUGACGUUUUAUCUUGCUAUGUAGGAAUCAGUGAAACUGCUUUCAUUUGUUUGGUGAUGAACACAUAAGCCCCAUGGACUUGUUACUUAAAUGUGGCUGAUAUUGGGAUUUAUUCACUAAACAGCAGAUAGUGAUUACAUAAUAGAAAUAUCUCCAUUUUAACUAUUUCCAAUUGCAGUUUUAGGAAAGUUUUUGGACUACCUUUUGUAACGAUCACUGGUGUAACAGCUACCCCUUUGUCUAUUUCCUCCCAAACUGCCUGAGCCUGAGUGAUUAUAGCUCGCAGUUCGGGUGCUGAGUCGAACGAUUCUCCACACGAAUGAGUCUCCCAAGUAUAUUCUCCCAGUAAAGUAGACAGGUACCCAAACAUCAUCCGAAACUAGAUGAAGGGUGUAACAGGAAUUAUUUUAAUGGGUGCCGCACUGGCUUUUAUGCAAGUCCACAUGCAAGGGGCACUCACACAUGGACUUUGUGGGGGACAGGGACACAAAGGUUACAGCCAAUAAUAAUACAGUGACAAAGUAUGACACUCCCAAUACAAACAGAUAAUUCCCUCCUCUCUGCCUAGAGAUAAUUGAGCCAGAUAAUGUAAUAACUCAAUUAUCUCCAGGCAGAAAAAAAAAAUUUUUUCACAAAACUUGAAAAGCACCCCAAGACCCAUAAAAUCCACACAAAUGUUAUAUCUCCUGAUAGCCCUGAUCUGGGUGACCAACGGGGUUUUGGAAUUUUAUGAAAGUCCAAUUUUGACUAACCGCACACGAGGCUCCUGCACAGAAACAGUUCCAUGAGUUUAGGCUGUGCGGUCGGUCUAUUUCGACAAGUCUUAAAAACUAAUAAAUGCACGAACUGCACCCCCUGGCUCAUAGUAGCGCUUGUUCCCCUGGUUCGUGGGGAGCAAAACUGCCGAACAGCGCUCUCCUGGCUGUUUGACCGGUAUUCGAGAAGUUGAGUGUCCGAUAUUCGUUCCAGACACUCGACGACCAAGUCCCGCUGCCUCCUUUCGUGCGAACAAGAUGGCCGCAGUUUUCUCCUGCAUGUGUCGUUUGACUAUACGAACGGUGACCACACAGGGAGAGCACUUAAUUGACUAUUCUCUUUGAAGAUAAAGAGCCAGGGGGAUGGUCGGUGUUUCGGUAGUUACAGCUACCGAAUGCAAAAAAAGUCAACCGAAAUAACUGUCAUUUCCUCACACAGUUCAUAACUCACCGAUUUAAUAUUUAGUCCAUAUACCCGUAAUCAUUGAGCAUGUUUAAAGAUUAUGUUGUUUGUUUGUUUUUGUAGUAGUAGUAGUAGUAAUUUGUGUACUUUAUUUGUUUUUGAAAACAAACAUGCACAAUGUUGUAGAAGUCACAUGUGGCAGGCUCUUACCACUCCCAACAGAUAGGCUGGUGAGAAGUGACUGCUUACCUCAUUAUGCCCUAAGAUAGCAGCCUGUAUGAACUCUUUGAUGCUGUGGACCGGUUGGGUAGUUUAGAUGACUGCAUUUUUUCCUCUUGUGUGAUUUGGGUUUUACUAGAGCAGACAGGCUGCCAGUCAUUAACCACCAUAUGUUCUUAUUUAUUUGGCAACACUGAACCGAUUGAGACUCUUAAAAUAAUGGCUUGUGACCGCCAAAAAAAGUUGUGUUCCCUGUAUAUAUUGAAAACAUGUGGGAGAAGUAAAACAUGUGACAAGGUGGCUAAAAGGGAAAUGGAGGGAAUUUGUAAGGGAUUUAGGGGUUAAUGUUAUAUAUGGUAAUAAGAGACAGCCUGGCUAGGGUUGCAUGAUGAGGGAGGAAAUAUGGCUGAGAAUAUAACAUGCUGGUUAAUCUAUUGAAAAAGAGGCAUAAUUGCCCUUUUGUGUAUUAGAAUGUUUAAUCUUAAUUUUGUAGAUACGCCAUGCUGAUCGAUGGUGAACCACUAGCUUAUAUUGUAAAUAUUACCAUUCGCUAUAUUACAUUCAUGGAUGUCACACUGGAAGAUUUGAAGUGUGAUGUUUUUUUGAUUAAAUGUUUGUUGUCAAAUCCUGGAAGCUGAUUGACAUGAAGCUUCUGUUUUCCAGAUCCUGUUUGUCAUCCUUUAAUAAAAGGUCGCUCUGCCCCAGGGAGAAUCAACCAUUCUACUGGCCAGGGGAACCGUCAGCAGAAACGCACAUCAGCAUUCCAGCAGCAGCAGCCUCUUCAUUUCAGCCAGGUACUAGCCAUUUUGUUGCAUAUGAUUCCAACUCAUAAAUAUUUAGGAAAUUAAAUGUUUGCUCUGACCUCAAUAACAACUUAACAUCAUUGCAAUGGGUCAGAGAGUGCCUUACUCCCUUGUCUCCAUGCCUAAUGAUUGAGAUGAUAUGUAAAAACCAGUGAUAUUAUAUGACUGUUCCCUGGAGCAAUGACUUCCUCUCUUACAUUGCAACUACCAUUCAAAUUGUUAGUGCACACGCAAACAAGACAGACUCUGCAAAGUAUCCAAGCCAUGGCAACUUGAAUCCACUGUCCGUUGCUCAAGAGAUCUCUAUUUGUAGCCUGGCUCACAAAACUGUAACCAAGCUGUGAAUGAACCAAUAUCUGCCUAUUCACCAUUUCCCAUACUCUAUAUUGUGAAUUAAACUAUAGACAGGUGUUAAAGUAUCAGAAUGAAUGAGCUAAUCAAGCAAAUACUGAAUUAUAAAGAACUGAGCAAUGGAAGUCAGUGCUGAUCCUUUAACAAUAUCUGAUAUAUUUUCUAUUAUUAAAAAAUGAUCUCUGUGAUUUAUUUGUAUAUUUAAGUGGCUUAAUAUUUGUCCCUUAAUAUAGAUCUGCAUUAUACAUUCUGUAUUGUGAGUGAACUAAACUGUGUUUUUUGACAGAUACAGCACUUUGGAUCUGGCCACCAGGAAUGGAAUGGAAAUUAUGGGCACAGGAGGCAGCAGCCAUACUUGACACCCACUGUUGCCAGUCAUCCUUUCACCCUUCCUCAUGGAAGUCCAAAUCAUAGUGCAGUCCAUGCACAUCUGGCUGGAAGCGCACACCUCGGAGGACAGCCUGCCAUUCUCUCAUACCCACCAUCAGCACAGCUGACCACUGCUGGUCCCGUAGCCCACCUUCUUGCCUCUCCUUGUACCUCAAGGCCUAUUUUACAGCAUCCGACCUACAAUCUGUCUCAUCACAGUGGCAUUGUUCACCAGGUUGCAGUUGGCAUAAAUCCUCGUCUCUUACCUUCCCCUACCAUGCAUCAGACUCAGUACAAGCCAAUUUUCACCUCCCACUCAUACAUUGCAGCAUCUCCUGCUUACACCGGAUUUCCAAUGAGUCCGACAAAACUCAACCAGUAUACAUUCAUGUGAGAACCGGAGGUCGCGUAGUGGAAGCUCAAAGAUUCAAACACAUAGUUUGGAGAAGAAGAAGAAGAAAAAAACUAUUUUAAGAGAACAUGGCUUUUAAUAAGUAUUUGCCAUGGCACAGGAAAAAAUCAAAUAUUUUUUUGAAUCAUGUAGACUUGGGUGCAAUUUAAUCAAUCUUGAGCUUUAAAAGAAAAAAAAAAUCACUUUUAAUGUGUUUUGCACAUUUGGUAUAAAUUGUCUUUCGUCCUGUUUUCUUCUUCUAUAGUAACUCUAGACAGGUGACUUACAGGAGCAGAAUUCCAAUCAAUCUCCUGCUAUUUUUUAUACAAUUGCCUUCUAACUUUAGUGCAAGACACGUCUACAUUUGGGAAGCCAUUCAGUGUACAGGUUUAGAGCAACAAAUGCACACAAUGUCAGCAGUACAGUGUAUCAGUAAUGCGUUUGUAUUCUUAUGUCUCGAUGUGUCAGUGUUGGAUCACUUAGCUAUGAAGAUGUUCUUCACAUUGCAUGUGUCUUUUGCAUGGGCAGAAGAAAAAAAAAACGUUGCCUAGACCGCGCUCUUCAAUGUUGUCGUCCUAAUAAUCUCAGCUGCAUUGUAAACUGUUCCCACACAUAGUGCCUUAACUAUUUGAGGUUGUUAAUGUUACUACUUAAUAUAUUAAUGUCGAGUUCAGCACUUAAUCUUCAGAUCUGCUGAUUAUAUAAAUAUCUAUUUUGGAUAACUUGAGUAAUGCUCAGUUAGAUUUUUAUUUUUUUUCGUGUGGUAUGAUUUAAUAUUUUUGGUUUGGUUCCGGGUGUUACCAAUAGAACAGCAUGUUUUUGCUGUAGAGUAAACUUACUGUCUGUUUUUUAAAGAAUGAACUAGUUCUAGCAAGCGUUGAAUAGCCUUGAUGCGCUUUGGUUUUAUUUUAAUUUUUUGUUGUUGUAGCACAGGAACAAUGCUGGCUGCACGUUCAGUAAUCUUACGGUGACCAGAAAUGCAAUAUAGUCCAAAUGUGGAUUUUUUUUUUUUUUUUUUCCUAUUUCUUUUUGGUGUGUGUUUGUCUCAUUGGAUGGAUCAUUAUAUCUACUAGAGUAGGUGGCAUGAUUUUGGUUAGGUUAUGGGAGACGACCUUUGAACUCAUGUUUUGACAGAUACGUCCACAUGUUGCUGUGCAAUGUUUUGCAGACCGUUCCAGCACUGUCGAGGUUAACAUAACUGCAGCUCGGGCAAACCAUGCAGUAUUUGAUGAAUUGCAUCAGAUAUUUACUCUAAAAGCUUGACAAGAUGUGAGGUUUUAUUUUCUCUGUGUGCAAUUUUCUUUUUCAUUUUAUGCAUGUGUCAGUUUUUAAAGCCUCCUUACAUUAUAUUUUGUGUUUUUACUUUGUGGGGUGGUGACUGCUUAUUUAAUACAUUCCGUCAGGGACAUGAAAAUUAUGUGCAUAUUUCAAUUAUUUUUUUUUUCCUUCAAUUUGUAGAUUGUGUAUCAUCUAUACCAAGUUGCUUUUAGCAGCACCAAAGACUUUGAAAUUAUCCAUUUCUAGUAAUGAAAUUCAAAGGUAGCUACUUAUUGCAUAGACCUAAUUUAUACUGUAGUAUAGUGGUAGGCUUUAAGGAGAGGGAAAAAAAAAGGUAUUAAUUCUUUGGGUGCUGGCUUGAGGGUUACGCAAUGCCUCGUACCUCCCUCUGUCACACAGAGUGUUUAAAACUAAUGUGGUUGUAGCUUUGGGCAAGUAAUAAACCUAUCAUUUAUCUUGAAUGUAUCAUAGAUAAGCUGCUAUAUAUAACGGACGCCACUUUGGAUAGCUGUGAAGUUAGCUUCAUAUCUAGAUUUUUCAUAGCCGUCUUACUUCUGUUUUAAGUCUAAUUAUAUGAACGUUUAGUGUUUUUUUUCUGAUUUUAUUUUUUAUUUUACUUUUACUGUUUGGCGUGUCAUUGUAACUGCUGUAUUGUAAAUUAUGGAUUCUAAUUGCAUAUAUUAUUUUCUGGGUGUGUGUUCCUUGCAUCAGUAUUUUAUCUCCAUAAAUUUUGAGCUCCUUACUGCAUAUAAGUGUAUUAAUGUAAGUUAAUUUUUUUAAAUGUUUUUCAUAUUCUUGUUGUGUAAACCUUUAAAGGAACUGCAGGCUUGAUUUUUAUGUUAAAUUGUAUUCUUCUAAUCUGGAAUAAGCAAUGUUGGAAAUUACAUUUCAGUUUGAGUUCCAGCUUUUACUUCCUGUGACCCACUAAAGGAAAACUUUGCCCUCACAAAAAUAAGUUCAUUCUACUUGCACUGCGUUAUUAAAAGGUUUAAUAUGUCGUCUGCUUUGAUUUGCACAGUUGCAAACUUUUGUUAAAUUGUUAAAUGAAGUUAGACGGGGUUGGCCAUUUUGCUUCAUCGCAUACAGCUAAACUAGUUUUUGUGAUGGCAUCCCAAGCCUAGACAAACCAAAUAUUUUUUGUGAUAACAUAAUUUGUAAAAUACUUUAUAUUUACUAGUCUUUAUCUGACAAGAGCAGUGACUACAAGCCACUUAUUUUUGGGGUAUAAUUUUCCUUUAACACCACUAUACACAGCACUUGCCUAGCUGUCAAUACUCUGUCAUUGUUUCACUACUCUGGGGCGGGCUGGAAGCUGAAUGCUCAAGCACCAUUUGAUGUUAACACAAGCAGUGUUUUAUUUAAUGAAUGUUUAAACUAAUAUGUGCCUAUAUCAAAUUUUAUACAAAUAGAUAAAAAUGUAAGAAAAAUACAGUAUUAUAUGUUGAAAUAUAAAAAACAAACCAGUGAAACAUUUUUUGAUUGAUCACUGGGAAUCCGUUUUUCUGCAAAAGUAAAUGUUUUACUAAUCCUCACUAUGCAUUACGUACAGCGUUGUCUGGUCCCGUGAGUAUGGGGAUAACAAAAAAAGAAAGAUGUUGAACUUUGUGUUGUAAUAUUUUGCUGUCCAGAUAUUGCAAGCAGUGUUGCCAAUUUGAUACUGUGUCAACAUGCUAUUUUGUAACUUGCCCUAAGUACAGUCUGCUUUAAGAUUGCAUCAGACUCUUUUAGAACAUCACAGCUACUGCGUUACUUUGAAUGCUAGAAGACUCCUUAUAGGCAGAUUUGCAUUCGUAUUAUCAGUGCUGUAAGUAUUCUUAGAAAAAAUGCUAUCGCACCCAGUAAGCUAACUGGAGUUGUCUGCUUGUGAUGCUCAACAGUACAUGUGGUAAAUUCUCCAGUGGCUACAUGUAGUAUUCGGUAUAUUGAUUGUUGAGGUAUGAGUGGUAAAAUAUCCAUUGACUUCUGUUUGCAACGCGGUAUAUUGAUCCCCGGGGCUGUGUGCUUGUUACGCUCCAGUCCCUUUCCAAAGAGGAGCCAGUUUCUUGUUCCAUUUGAUUAGAUUUUGGUGCUGAAUAGAAAUAUUGGUUAGGUUUUACCCAUGGAUUUUAUGGCUUUCUUUCCAAGACCAGAUCCACACAAGGCAGGAUGCCCUAUUUACAGCCUGCUUUAAAGCAACACAAACAUAUAUUCCUGACACUGCAGUGUUAAAAUAACUAUUUAGGUGUUGCCAUCUCCCAUCCCCCAACCCCUCCCUCUCCUUUGUGGUGUUUAAACUCACCUUUUUCCCUCUGCCUUUAAGGCUGAGAUCAUCAAACUUGAUGAUCUAGGCCAAUUCUAUGCCAUCCUAUGGGAAAGCAUUGGGAGGCUACUGCACACGCACGGCAAAAUUACACACUGUGCCAAUCUGCAUCUUCUCAUAGAGAUGCAUUGAAUUAAUGCAUCUCUGUGGGGCAUGUUCAGCACCUCCAUGGAGUGUGCUGAAAAGGCUGUGUUUACAUUGAAAAGCCUGCAGGGAUAGGCUAAAGACACCAGAACAACUACAUUAAGCUGUAGUGGUUUUUGUGACUAUAGUGUCCCUUUAAGAUUGCAUCCCACUGGAGAAACAUUUGGACUGGCGGAGGUCAUCGAGACAGAUGAUCUCUGCCAGGGAGGCAGAGCAGCAGCACGGAGACCAGAGUGCAGAGGGAGAUAAGAUAAGUAAAUCUUACCUUGGGGGACACGGCUACAUUGGGGAUACCUACAUAGGUAGGAAAACACUCUAGCAUUGGGAAUAAAUAAUUGUAUUACUAAUGCUAGAGCAUUCUUUUAAAGAUAGAAAAAGACAUGUGUGGUACUGCAUGUGCAGUAUGGAUUGUUAUUAUUUAACCGCAAUCUCCAAUAUAUUAAAAUAUAUGAAUAAAUUAAUUACAAACUCAUUAAGAUUGGUUAAAUUUUAUUUUCUCACUGAUCUAUUUUUGUAACUAUGAAUAUUUUGAUUGCUUUAACACAAUCAAGCCUAUAUACACUCACAUUAACUCUUUUGAGCAGAUUGCAAAAUGCAUCCUACAAAUAUAUAUAUAUACACCAUGAAGCAGCCUAAAGCCCUCCUGUAUGGUAAUAUGAAGAAUAAUUCAACUCUAUAAAAUAGUAGAACAAUGGAGGAAAAUAAAUAGAACUAUAAAAUAAAAUUCCCCCUUUUAAAGCUUUUAUCUCUAAGUAUUUGCAGGAUUUCUGCAUAGCUGGGUUUACCAGAAAUAUACUCACCUCAAGUCAGUCUCAAAUAUCCCAAAACAUGUUUUGCCCACUAUAUGCUUCAGACGAUUUUGUAUGCAGUUUCUUGCAGCAGAUUACCUAAAUAACACAGCAUUUAUAGAAGGCUUGUAUGUAUAAUUCCCAUUCCAUGAUCUGUAAAAUAUAAUCACUUCCUUCACUCUUUGUUACAAACUCCCAACACCUUAUAUAACACUGGCUCUGGAAGCACAAAAAUGUAAUAUGCUAAUGCACAAAAUCCAAAGCACAAUUUAGAAUAUGCCACAUAGUAUAAAAAACAAAAAGACUUGGUAUCGAUCACUAUGCUUGUAUAAACAUUUCAAAAAAAUCUGUAGGGGCCGAUUCAUCUAAAUUACUUAAAGGACCACUAUAGUGCCAGGAAAACAUACUCCCGCCGGCUCUGGGGAGAGGAAAAGGUUAAAACUUAACUUUUUUCCAGCGCCGGGCGGGGAGCUCUCCUCCUCCUCUCUGCCUCCGAUCCUCCCUUCCGGCUGAAUGCGCACGAGCGGCAAGAGCUGCGUGCGCAUUCAGCCGGUCUCAUAGGAAAGCAUUUACAAUGCUUUCCUAUGGACGCUUGCGUGUUUUCACUGUGAUUUUCAUUGGAGGCUGCAUUAACCCUAUUAUAAACAUAGUUUCUGAAACUGCUAUGUUUAUAAAAAAAAAAGGUAAAUCCUAGAGGGACCUGGCACCCAGACCACUUCAUUAAGCUGAAGUGGUCUGGGUGCCUAGAGUGGUCCUUUAAAAUCUCAGCAUUGGUAUAUGCAAACAAGAACAAAAAAAACUCAUGCAUAUUAGUAACGCAGUAGGACUCAAAAUUAAAGACCAAAAAGUGUGUAUGAUUAAGCCAAACAUUUGCUUAACACCAGUUUCAGAAACAACCGCCCCCCACUCACCCAUUUAAUAUCGUAAAUACCGUACCACCAUCAGAGUUGGGUGUGUUCUAGUUUUGUGUAUCACAGUCGUCGUCCCCUCCCCAGGUCAACACACACCUGGUGCAGCCUGCUUUAAGCAUGCAUUAGACUAUGUAAGAACAUCCGAGCUGCUGCAUUACUUUGAAUGCGAUAAGACACAUAAAGGCAGAUUUAUGUUUGUAUUAUUAGUGCUGUUUUUUUAAACUGAACCCAUUUCUACGUUUUUGGAACUAAACCGAGUCCUUUGUCCACCAUCUGUUUUUUUAUUCUUUUAUUUAGCAACAGAGGAUCAAUGGAAAUACUAAACUUCUACAACCAUUGAAAUACUCGAGAUUGACCGAUCUCUGCACAAAAGCAAACAUUUGCAAAAACAAAAAAAAUUGCUAAAUGCUUUAGCAAUAUUUGCUGAUUUGAGUUAACCUGUGUUGAAAUCAGAGUAUGUGCUUUUACUGUAUGUUUCCUGUUCUAAUAAUAAAAAACAAAACAAAGAAUUGGCCCAGUGAGAUUGAGAGGGUAUCAUCUUUGUUUAGCAAUUUUGCAUUGCAUUGUAGCAUUCACAGUUCUGUAGUUUAAGGGGUCGAACAUUUUUUUUUUUUUUUUUUUCUAUUUUACAUUUUAACUGUUUUUAGCAAACCAGAACCCCGGCAUUUAUCUACUUUCAGUAAUGAGGAAAGUCUUUAUUGUGACUUUAAAUGAAACACAAAGCUUAGUAUUACGGGUGCUGCCUGGUUAGAGCCAGUGUUUAGGCUGCGUUCUAUAAUUCCAGCUUGAGGGCAUGCCUAGCAGUCUAGUAUUAGUAUAUUCGGAAUCUACAACUGCUAACAAAUAGCAGGUGUUGGUUUUCAUUGGAAAUUUGAGAUGGUCACAAAAAUGUCUACUGCAGAAAGUAAUUUUUAUUAUUUUUCUCUUCACAAGAAUCUUUUGGGGAACUACAAACUAACUUAUAAGACAGGAUAAGAGGGCACACAUUUGGUUUUUGAUUGCAUGUAAGAGAGACAUGUUCUGUGUAAUAUAACCCUGUUGGAUAACAGGAAGCAUAAUGAAAUCUCCAUCUUUUUCUUUGCUACAUGAUGACAAUUGUACUUCAUAAAACAAAAAUAAAUCAUGAUCUUUAACCCAUCGCAAGAAUCUGGCACCAUUUUGCACUGCUGUACGGGUAUGCGCAUACAGAGCUUGAUGGCAUCAGGGUCACCAAGUUGUCUUCAAAAGCUCUUUUUAGUUUGUAAGCUCACCAGACCAGGGGACAAACCACCUGUUCUAUAUGUCAAAAGUGCCCUAUUGCAGUUACCGGUUUGUUUCACUUAGCCAUUGUACUGCGCUGCUGAAUAUGUUGGCUCUUUAUAUUAAAUAAUGGACUUUUAGGGAAGCGACAGCACUCCCGUAGUAGAUAGUAAGAGGACCUGGCUUGGCUCCAAGCUUACCCACUUACUUGCUAUUGCAGGAUUUCUGCAGACAACGUGGAUUUCCAGGUCCUUGCUGCAACCCAGGGGAGUUCAAAUGGGAACAUAUUUAUUAUUAAUUUAUUUUUUUUACAUUAUGUAUUAAGCGUGGCGUGUCCCUUUAAGAACACACAAAGAUGCGCCUUUUGGGAGCACUUGUUUUAUAAAUUUGUUUAACCACCAGUGGCCUAAUUCAUUCUGCUGUUACUGUCAUUACAUUUUCAAUUGAGGUAUUUGAGGCACAGUGAGGACUAAGUUGGUAUUUUCUAAACUAAUGAUUUCAGAGAACACUGCAAGCAACGUACUAUCUUGGUUGUGCAGCCAGGAAUGUUUUGAAGCUUUCCUAUAGUAAAAUAUCAAACUGUUAUAGCACAGUUUGAGAAUGUACUUGGUUCUUGCUGGGUCCGCUCACACUGCACCACCAAUCCAUCAGGAGAAUUCGGAUUGCUCAAUAGAGCAAGACAAGACCAUUCAAGAUUGCGCUCACUGUAUGAAAACAUUAACUUUGUGCACUCAGCCAAUGAGCACGGUCUUGCAUGAGUUGUGCUUUACUCUACAGAACUAUCCGCCUCUCCUGCUUGAGUAGACCAGAUAUAGCUGGUAAGAUGUAGGUUCUCAGCGGGACCCAUGUAUGUUAAUUGCCAAUAUGGUUUGACAUAUUGCUGUGGCGUGGCAUGAGUGCUCACACUGACUUAGUGUUCCCUUGAGGAAUUUUGUCAUGGACAUACCUCAAAUCCAGUUUCAGUACUGGGGUCACAGGCCUGUCUGUCAUUCUUGUGCCUCACCCAGUAUUCUCUUUGGUCUAUCUAUAAAGUAUCCAUUUCUGGACAUAUCUGGAGAAGCUAGCAAAUACACAGGAUUUCCUUCUGGAUGGUAACACUUCCAGCUUUAAAUCUAUACAUUUGCUAGUCCUCCAUCUUGUUCAAUGUAUAAAAGAAAUGAUUUGCAGUUUUAUAGUAGACUCUCACUGCAUCCAUAGUAUCUUUAAUCUAAAUAAGCCUCUUACUGUCUGUUAAAUCUUGGUAGAAGUUGGCACCAUUUUAUUAUUUUUAAAAGGGGUAGACCAACUUUUUCAAUGGUCUGAUUUGCACUGAUUUGGAAUAAGGAUGAGACAGACUCGGCUGAUCCUUUCUUUUCCCCUUGUGAUUAUCGUCAUUUAUAUUGCGCCAACAGAUUCCGUAGCGCUUUGUAGCAUCUGUAAUGGUGAAUCUGCCCAGUAAAACAUAGAGGGUCGCAAAAAACACUAUUUGAGUUACCGCUGUACUUUGUCAUUUUUAUACUCACUUUAGCGAUCUCGUCUCAGAAUGUGUUAAGUGUGAGGUCAGUGUCAUUAUAAAUUAAAAGAGAUAGCAGCCAAAAUAAACCUGUAGCCUCACCCCAUCCCAAAUACAUUUUGGUUGUUUUUUUAAAGUCCAGGCCCUCAAUAUGCCCCUUUGACAGCAAUGACCCAUGUACACAGUGUUGCUACCAGUCCUUAUUGACUCUCCAUUCAUAUUUUUUUCAAUAUUCCAAUAUUUUAGCAUAUAUGAGUAAUCGAUAAAUUAUGAAAUGCUGGUAGAAUCGGAGGACUGAGUGACCAUUUGUCACCUGGUCCAAAUCGCUUUUAUAAUAUAGGCUGAUAGAUGCCAUGAUAACUGGGCCUGUUUGUAUACGUUUGAUUUUUUUUUGUCUUACUGUAAAUUAAACUGCGUAUCCCAUCACGCUACAUCUCCAAACUUUAUAAUCACAUACUGAAUAUAGCAUUUGUUUGGCAUGUAUCUAUAUGCUGCGUUGCAUUUCUCUACUAGUAAGCAAGCCAUAUACUUACAUUCGUAUACCAGUGAACAUCUUAAUAGUAUGAAAUACAUUUUUGCGAUAGAAGUGUGUAAUGUAGUUAUUGAAUAAAACCAGGUUAUCUCAGCUCUGUUUUGAUUGGUAUGCAGGAAGGAGAAGCUAGUUGUUAUGCUUGUCGAACAAGAGUUUUCAAAACUACAUCUCCCAUGAUGCUCAACCAACUCGAUGGUGAUUGAUCAUUAUGGUAAAUGGAGUUCUAAAACCUCUGUUUUUAAGACUAGCCACCCCUCCAGUAUGCGAUUUCAUCCAUGGGCUCUAUUAGCCCUUACUUCUAUUUUGUUUUUAAAUAAAACACUGCAUGCCUGCACAAAUAGCCACAUCUGCUAAAUUCCUAUAUGUUUUUCCUUAUUUUCUGCAAUCAUUGUAUUUUAACUCUUUCAGGCUGUUAAGUAUGCUACUGUAAAAACUGAUUUGAACCGGGGGUUUGUAAUAAACUACUUUUUUGCGAAUUGUGAUUUGGGCUUGCACCAAAGUAAAAGUGAACUCAUACUGCAAGUUUUGUAGGACUGUUUGUUUAGAAAUCCAGCUUUUGUUUAAUUUGAAUUGUUACUGUUUUUAACAAAUUGUAGAUUUGUGGCUUUCAUUUAUGUUUUAUUAAUUUGUUUUAAAAAUACUUUUUUUUGGAUUUUGGCUUUUGAUUUUUAUGCUACACUAGUUUUGCCAUGUAGCAAUUGCACUGUGCAAUAUUCUAAUACGAGGACUGGGAAACAUUUUUAUGGUUGUAUGUCUUGUUACAUUUUGCGAUAGUAUUUCUCUCUAGUUCUCAGUGAUUUUAAAUGUGACCAAGGCUUCUGUACUUUGUCACAAAAAGCGGGUUUUCCAGGUAACUAUUUUGGUGAGUGUCAAAAAUAUGAAUUUAUGGUGUAUUAUUGUCUAAAUUCACUUUGAAUUAAAAUAUAUAUUGCAGCAUAUCCUGUCUCGUGUUCACUUAUUUAUUGGAAUUCACUAUUAUUUUGUUACAGUAAUGAAUAUCAUUACUUAAAGGGACACUGUAGUCACCAAAACAACUUUAGCUUAAAGGACCACUAUAGUGCCCUGAGGGUACCCCCACCCUCAGGGUCCCCCUCCCGCUGGGCUGGAUGGAGAGGAAGGGAUUAAAACUUACCUUUUUUCCAGCGCUGGGCGGGGAGCUCUCCUUCUCCUCUUCGGCUGAAUUUGCAUGCGCGGCAGGAGCUGCGCGCGCAUUCAGCCAGUCUCAUAGGAAAGCAUUUACGAUGCUUUCCUGUGGAAGCUGGCGUCUUCUCACUGUGUUUUUCAAUGAGACAGCCACUAGAGGCUUUAGAGGCUGGAUUAACCCAUUUAUAAACAUAGCAGUUUCCGAGUGACAGCAACCGACUAGAGACAUUUAACCUAUUGAGGACGGAGAGAAUCGUACACAUUCUGAUCAAAACAAAACCUGGGAUUUGACUCUGUCUAUCAUAAUUUACCUCUUUCAUAUUAAGUGUAUCCCAUAUAAUUUUGUUCUGGAGAAACACUGCUUUCAUUUAACAUCUCUGAAACUGCUAUGUUUAUAGAAGAAAGGGUUAAUCCUAGAGGGACCUGGCACCCAGACCACUUCAUUAAGCUGAAGUGGUCUGGGUACCUAGAGUGGUCCUUUAAUUAAGCAGUUUGGGUGUAUAAAUCAUUCCCAAUGCAGUUUCACUGCUCAAUUCUCUGACAUUUAGAAGUUAAAUCACUUUUUUUUUGUUUACAUGCAGCCCUAGUUACACGUCCCCUGACUGUGACUGGCACAGCCUGCAUGAAAACAAAAUGGUUUCAUUUUCAAUCAGAUGUAACUUAUUUUAUUAGUUUUUAACUCCUGCUCUGUAAAUUGAACUUUAAUUACAUACAGGAGGAACCUGCAGGGUCUAACAAGCUAUUGGAAGAACAGAAGAUAAAUUCUACAUUAAACAUAAUAUGCAACAAAGGAAGUGUAAACAUUAGAUGCUUCUUUACAGGAAGUGUUUAGGAAGGCUGUGUAAGUCACAUGCAGGGAGGUGGGCAUAUGGCUGCUUAACCCCUUAAGGACACAUGACGUGUGACAUGUCAUGAUUCCCUUUUAUUCCAGAAGUUUGGUCCUUAAGGGGUUAAAGUGAUUUAACUCCUAAAUGGCGGAGAAUUGAGGGGCACGAUAUAUACACCAAAACAGCUUCAUUAAGCUAAAGUUGUUUUGGUGAUUAUAGUGUCCCGUUAAGGGAGAAUGAUAUAGUAAACAUUUUUCUCACACAGAACAUUUUGAAUGUUUGAGCAUUUGUAAAAUGCUUCCCCCCCCGGACUGAUUGUGGCAUUUCUGUACUGUGCAUUAAUUGCAACUUAUUUGAAGCAUAAAAUAUAUCACGUUCUAAUAUUUUUCUGACUGUUGCAAUUAAAGUAAAUUCUCUAAAAUAUGCUUUGAUUAGUCCUGAAGCAAUCUUUGGCUCAAUUAUUCUUACCGUGAAGCUGUUAUACACUCACACACAGAGAUUUGGGCCCAAAAUUGGGACUGUCCUUCCUAAAUAAGGACACUUUGGAGGUAUGAUAAUGUGUCUUUAAACUACAAUAUUGGAUAUCAGUCUGUGUAAAUAAGAUGCUUUGUUUUUGCUCUAAAUUACAUUUUAGGAAGCACCUCUGUCUAUCCGAGUGACAGCGACCGACUAGAGACAUUUAACCUAUUGAGGACGGAGAGAAUCGUACACAUUCUGAUCAAAACAAAACCUGGGAUUUGACAAUGUCUGUUCUAUCAUAAUUUACCUCUUUCAUAUUAAGUGUUCCCCAUAUCAUUUUGUUCUGGAGAAACACUGCUUUCAUUUAACUUCAAAUAUGUAUAUAUGAAAC